GCGAAAGGGAAGGUGGGGGCCGAGAAGUGAGUGUGGGAAGGAAAGGAGGGGGCAAGCUUGGCUGCGUUUUAAAAAAACAACCAGCGCCGUCCGCCGGCCGGCCAAUCCGAGCGCCGGAAACGGGGGCACGUGACCCUGUCGGCUCCGAGCGUGAGGUGGGUGUUUUGCCAGAGGAGCCGCCGCCGCUGAGGGGGACGAAGGUAGAGCCGCCACCGCCGCUGCGUUUGCCGAGGGAGGGAGAAACCCCUCGCGAAGGCUCCUGUGGUCGCGGAGGCUGUUCCACCCGCGCGCGCGGAAAGGGCCUCGGCGGAUGCGCAGGCCGCUGGCGCACUCGCUGCUGGCGGCGGCGGCGGCGAAAGAAGACUGCGAGGAGGAGGCUUCUCUCGGGUCCGUCCCUGGCUGAAGCGGCGGCGCGGGAGGGGGCCGCUCGCUCGGGAAGGGCCUCUCUCUCGCGCGCGCACCUGCCCGGCCCUCCAUCAUCCCGAGCGUGUGGCGCCUUUGCUCUCCCUCCUCAGCCCCGCCGGCACCCAAGAACCGGCUCCCUCUUCUCUUCUUCCCCCCUGCAGCCUCGCCGGGUGCGUAUUUGCCUCGGCUCAGGCAGCCCCGCCAGCCCUCCCCUCUUCCCCUUCCUUUCCGAGCCUGCCACCACCAAAGCCCUGAGCCAGAGGAUCAGCAAAGGCCCUCUUACCCCUCAGCAACCGACGAAGAGCCUUUCUAUGACUUUCCAUUACUAAUCACGGUUUAUCUACCCCACCCCCUAGCCCAGAUAUCUUGAUAGGCAUCGCCUUUCCUCCAAAAGGAUAGCGUUUGUUUAUACCUUUUGCCAUCCCUCCCCCCAGCACACACGCACACCAAAAAAGAGCGCGGGCACUCACCUUGUUCCCUUUAAACGCUUGGCAGAGUCCCUACUUACCUGUGAGGCAUUAAUUGCUCUCUCGUUCUUACCACGCACACCCAGGCACCCGUUUCUGUAAAAGCGGGGCAGCUGCGAGGUUUAUUUUCCUCUGCAGCUUGACACUAGUCCUUUUAGCCCUCUUCUGCCAGCUAUUCCUGUUUAUGCUGCAGGUGUUUUUAGUCUACACGCACAUAAGCUUCCCACACUACUCAGACGGGACUGUUUCCUGUUACGAUAGCUCUCGCUUUCACAAGGAACCUGUGCAUUUCCUUUCCUGGGCCUCUGGAGCAAACGUUGGCCCCAUUUUGUUCCUUUUCUGUUGGACCUUUUUCUAUUCUGCAGGUGUUAGUUCCAAUCAGUCCUUCUUCAACCAUUAUACUAACACUCCAUUGUUUACCCCUACUGGGUAAAAACGUAACGGGCAAGGGAGCAUUCCACAUUUUCCAGACCAGCAAAAUAUUUCCGUGCCCUGCCAAAUCUUCACAGAAAUUGACCCAAGCCCAUUUAAAGUAGUGCCCUUUUUGUCUUGCUCGCUCUCCUCCAACCCUAAGUAAAGGUUCUAUUUCUUGUACCAAAAAGGCAGGGGUCCUCCCUGCAUCCUCCUCCAGGUGAUCCCAUUCAUCAUUCAUGGUCUCAUUGCACCAUUGCUGGGAGGAAAGGGUCUGGAGACCUUGGGAGCCUUUUCUUGCCAGGUGAAGGAAGGUGAAAAAGAGACAGGAGGUGACCCCUCAGUAAUGACUCCAUGAGAAGGGAAGAAGGAGAGCUCUCCCUGACAGAAACCUAUCACGCUUGCCUGGCAAUGGAGUGUGUACAAGUCUCCCCCAUGCAGCAGCAGCAAGGGAAAGCUGCUGAGGGGGACCACCUCAUGCUGCUGCUGCCACCUCCUGCUGUGCAGAAGGAAGAGGAGGGCCUGCUAAGGGCUUCUGAUCCUUGGGCUGUCUCUCGAGUGGACGGCAGUCAAGGUGGGACAAAACUUCAAGAGGCUUUGGACUUUUCAUCACAUCUUCAGAAUACAGAAAACCUCACGCACAGCCCUCCCACGCUAGGGAGCCAUCCUGGCAGAGAGAUGGUGGGCAAUUCUACUGCAUGUCCUUCAAAGGAGGAUUUGAAAGAUACUGAGCGUUGUGAUCUGGCAGAGGAGCAGUUGCAGCCAUCAGGGAAAGAGACUUUGAGCCAUCCGCUACAGGAAGAGUCGCUGGCAAAUAAGGUGGCCUGUAAUAAUCCUCCUUUGGCCACAGCUGCCGGAGAAUGCCUUACGGUUGCUGAAAAAUGUUCUCAACAGAACAACUGUUUGCAGGAAAAACUGGACUCCUCUUCACAGAACUGUUGUUUAGGCUUGGAAGCAACAAGUAGAGAGAGUCCAGAAGAUGACCAAACAAGCCAUGGUUCUCUGCCUGCUGAUGAUGGGAAACUGAAGCCUGGUGCAAAACAUGUCACAUUUCCCUCCGAUGAAGACAUUGUGUCUGGGGCUGUGGAACCCAAAGAUCCUUGGCGUCAUGGUAAGCAAGUUCCAACUUCUCUAAAGACCUUUUUCUCUUCUUGCAGCUGGACUGGACUUGUCCAAGCCAGUCCCUUUAUUCACAGGAUUGGCAAUUGGUUUAUAGUAUGAGAACUGAAUAUUUCCUUUUAUCUUUGUUAGUCACUUAUCUACCAAAAGCUCUCAACACGUCUUACGAUCAAGGGUUACAAACACAAAGCUAUGCAAUCCAAUUAAAAGUAAGUGCAUGCUAUAAAAGCAGAAAGCUGAUACAACAAGAUGAACUAGGAAAUAACAAAGCAAUAGGCACUGACCUGCUCUUGAAAACAGGAACAUAAUUCAGUUGUCAGACUAAGUUCUAGAACAGCCACCCCCAACCUGGUGCCCUCAAGAUAUUUUGGAUUACAAUUCCCAUCAGCCCCAGAUGGUGCAGGCAUGCUUCUAACGUUCCCAUUUUAUGGCUGCAGAACUGAACUGUUUCCGAGGUCACUCACUGAAUUGGUGACUAAGCACAGAAUUGAAUCUGGGGCUUCUGGUUCAUGUCUGAUAUUCUAAGCACAGAGUAGCCCUGCAUAAAUGACUUUUAUUGGGUUGGUUCAUACAGAAUGCCAAACUAAUUUGCACUCGCCCCCUUCUUUGAGUAGACUGUGUGUAGAAAUACAGAACCUUCUGCUUUUGGUUAACCACCGCUUGCCAUGUUGUCUAAAUCUGGACAAACGGGUUCAUCCAAACUGUGGAUAAUGGAAACAAGCAAACUUCCAGGGAUAAAGCUGUCUUGUCACUAACGGUGGUUAAGAUGAACCAUGGUUUAGGGCCUGGGCAAUAUAGUUAAAAGUGUGGUUGAUCUAAAGCAGAAGUUUACCAUCUUCUUUCUGUCUGCUAGAGGAGGCUAGGAUAGGAAAGAAGCAUGUGACCCUGGGUGGGAGAAAUUAGGCUUAUUCUUGUAGUGCUAAACUAUGGUUUAGUAUUGCAUCCAAACACUGCCAUAGUGUAUGCAUUGUGGAGUUUUGAUGGCUCCAUUGUUUAAUUUUAAAAUACAGUAUCUAGCUUCAGAUAAUUUUUUUUAAAAAGCUAAAUGGUGAAGUAUUAUUAUUGAUAAUUCAUAUCACUAGUUAGUGCUAUUGAGAAUGCAUUAUCAUUGAGCAUUUUUCAAUAAUGAAAAAUACUAUAGUAGUAUACACAGGACUGAAAAGUUUAUGAAUGCCUGGUUGAUAACAAUGUUACAUUGGUGGUAAGAAUUUUUCAUUCCUGAACAUGUCCUGUUACAUGUGUAUUUUUUCCUCUUUCAAGUUACACAUUCCUUGGAAUCUAAAAGCCUGAUCCUAAGAUUUCUUAUGGAUAGCACAAGGGUACAUUUGGAUGGUGUAUACCACAAGUGUUCUGUGGCAGAGCAUGAUGUUAGAAUUGUGUUGCAGGUAUGCAUGCUGUGCAAGUGCGUUGAGAACAUUUUUUUUUUGCACGUUUUGUAUGCCAUUUUAAGAUGUCUUUUUCAAAGGAUCUGUCUAACCUUGGAUUAUUACGUUUGCAUUGGGAGCUCUUGAUCUCCCUCCAAAGCACUUUCCUUCUUGUUGCCCCCCCCCAGUUGUAAGAGCAUCUGAGUUGCUCUAGUUUUUCCGAGGUUGUAUUUGGAGUUUUAAAAUUUACGUAUGCUAUUUUUGACAAUACCUGUGCUGAUCUUCCAGAACUGAGAAAUAGGGUCAGAGUCAACUUAAUAGCUGUGCAAGCAAGAGUCAAUGCAGCAAGUCCCACUAGCACCAAGGGGCUUGCCUACCCCUGCAGCCCCAUAGUCUCUGAGGGGUUGUUGGGGGAAUCCCCAUAACAACACAUGGGGGUAGGGGAGGAGAGAGAAGAGUGUUUCAUCCGGCAAAGAGAAAUGCUUGCACUGACAGAACUAUCCUAAUAGCGUGAUGUUUAAUUCCACCCGUUGAAUUGAACAUUGAACAGGAAUGUAAAGUUGUCCCAACUUUUCCUUUGCUUUCCCUGAAGCCUUUGUUUUGAGAUAAGUGGAUGUUUAGAGAUAAAUGGAGGUUAAGAAAGUAAACUUGAAUGCAUUUACACUUGUUGAGCUCAAAGGAAAAUAUGUGUAAAUACUUUUGUUAGGAACGCCAGGUGGAUGUACAGAUGUUAGGAGGAGAAUGACCCUGUAGUCAUUUUUCUGUCCCCAAGUGCGUGGUUUGCCUUACCUAUCAUAGAUUCAUAGAACUACAGAGUUGGAAGGGACCUUGAGGGUCAAACAGUCCAACCCCCCUGCAAUGCAGGAAUCUCAGCUAGGUCCUACAUAACAGAUAGACAUCUAAACUCUGCUUAAGAACCUUCAAGGAAGGAGAAUUAAUCACCAUUCAAAAUUUGCCAGGUUUCAGGUGCACUUUGCACCUGGCUAUUGGCCACUUUCAACUAAGUGAAAAUGCCAGGGCGCCAGGUUGGCGCCUGAGGUCUCCACCAUGUGGAGGUGCAUGCCUAGGUAUCCUUUGUGUCUCGACUGUUUUCACACACUAAUACCCUAUCCUGUGGAAUUCUAUCUGAUAUAUUUUAUCUGUGUUAUCAGAAUGAAUUUCAGGAACCAAAAAGUUGUAUUGGAAAAUAGGACGUUUGGACCGUCUGGCCCCAAAAUGAGAACUAGGCAUUCCAUUUUGGUGACUGUAACUCUGCUUUUAGGAGCUGUUUGGUGCCUAGCUUAUAUAUCUGAGUUUCUACACUUCUCGUGGGAGUCUGUUCUACUGUUGAACAGCUCUUAUUGUCAGAAAGUACUUCCUGACGUUUAGCCAGAAUCUACUUUCUUGUAACUUAAAUCCAUUGGUUUGGCUUCUAGUAUCUGAAGCAGGAGAAAACAAGCUUGCGCCAUCCUCCAUGUGACAACCCUUGAUAUAUAUGAAGAUGGCUAUCAUAUCUCCUCUGUCUCCUCUUUGCCACAACUUCACUUGAUCCGGACACUAGAUGCAGCCUAGAAUAGCAUUAGCUUUUUUUUGCUGCUGCAUCACACUGUUGACUCAUGUUCAGCUCGUGGUCUACUAAGACCCCUAGAGAGCAGUUUUGAUGAGGUUACACCAGAUGUGUAUUUUUAUAAAUUAAUUUGUGGUAAGUUAGAGGUAACGGGAGAAAGUGUAUGUGACAGAACAGUUGUGGUCUCAUAAAUUAUAUUACUUUCAAUGAGCCCCUUAACAUUUGGCCAGUAGGACAAGACUUGAAAUGAUAGUUUUUAGGCAGUUUCCAUAGUAAACACAUUGCAUACUGGAGAAUGAAUACACAUUUGAUUGCUUUAUGCAUAAAGCCAAACUACAGCUGCAUCAUUAUUUUACAUUCUCACUGCUCCCUUCAUGUUCUCACUCCUCAGUUGCUUAUUUCCUCUUUCACACAAACCAGUAAUGGUUGGAAUUAGGUUUGCAGCCUUGGUUUAGGGUGAAAAAAAAAAUCUAUAAUUUACUGAUUUAUGUAACUGCAACGGUAACUGUUUUUUACCAGUACAUAUUUUAUGUAGAAAAUAAAAUAUACAUAGCAUAAUCAGAAGAGAGUACAUAAAAGCAAUACUUAACUAACUGCAGAAGUUAACUAGCUGAAGCAGAGAAAAUUAAAGGAAAGUGCAGAGGACAAGAGUCCUUCUCAUGGUGCCAAACCAUAGUUUGGUGUUACAACUGAAGUAAGCCACGGUCAUGAUUUUACAUUAUUGUCAAAUGUGGUUUUAUUUUUAUUUUUUAGUAGGGGGAGGUGGGAGGCUGCAGACCAUAAUUGUAUCAACAAUGUUGUAUUCUAUUAGAGUUGUCUGUAUCUGUAAGACCAGAUACAGGCUUUUGGCUGAUUGAUAUCAAAUGCCCUUUUAAAAUGUGUUGGGGAGGGGGGAUUAUUGGGUUGUUCUUGUUCUUGUUAUGUGUUUUUAUAUUGUGAUUUUAUCUUGUGAACUGGCCUGAGAUCUGCGGGUAUAGGGCGCUAUACAAAUGUAAUUAACGUAAUAAGAAUAAUAAAUGUUUCAGUUGUGCAUUGGGUUGAGGAUGGUGAGUUUGUGGAGUGUUAAAAAACAACCCACUUACGGUAUUUAGGCAGAAAACACAAUAGACAGAAAUGGCAAGAUCUGCUUGAUUCCCUCCCCCCCCAAUUGUUUCUGACUCUUUAGAGUGGCCACCAAUUAGUUUUUGAACACACCUUUACAAGCAUGUGGUUUAAAAACUAUAACGAAGAGUGACACCUAUCCAUAAGGAAAUGCCGCUUGUGUUGGUGGGACUUCAUUGAGGCAAUAGUUCCCUGUUCUGCUAGUAGACAUGCCUGGUGGCUACAGAUACAGUCACAACACAAUUACAUCCUCUAUCACUCAGUGGAGUCAACCAGUUUUCUGUGCCUACAUAUAAGGAACCUUGGGCUAGGCAAUUUUCUGGUUUCAUUGAAGUCAGUAGAUCAAGUUUCCCUUGCAGCUCUUUUUGCUUUAUUGCUUGUUUAUUGGAUUUCUUGCCCGCCCUUCACCAUAAGGUCUCAUGAGGUAUGCAGAAGUUGCAGUGUGUAUACAGAGAUCCUACAGUAGCCAUGGCCUUCCCAGUUGGUACAGCAGUUUGCUGCGCUUAUUCCUCUGCGCUUAUUCGUGAUCUGAGCCACUUCCUCUAGAAGUGGAGCAGGAGAAUACUGUGAGAAUACUGUGUGUGUAUCAAGAAGCCCCCAGAGCUCUUAGUCAGUGAUUAUGAGAGAGAGAUUGUGUGUGUGUGUGUGUGUGUGUGUGUGUGUGUGUGUUGCACAAUGCCCAUAUGUUGUGGGUCAUGGUGCUUUGUUGCAGAUGGCUGUGUGGCUUAAUUGAAGUGGUUGUCAUAUAAAAGCAGUGAUUGAUUCAAACAGGGACAGUUGGAGCUGUUAAUUUCGCUUUCAAUAUCAAAUGCCCCUUUAAAUCGGAUUAUGGCAGCAGUGCAUGCGCGUAACACUUGUGUUCAGCCUUUGCUCAGGUUAAUGGCAUUUCAGAGCCCCUUGCUAUAAAUUCCUGUUCAGUUCAGGAAUCUGGGGCUUGUUCUCUGACGGAUUCUGCACUGCCUUCUUGAAAACCAAUGUCUUUUAUUCGCAUGUGCCAACAGUUCUGUUGGUAGUCAAACAUUGUGUGCAUAAUCUGUUUUUGUGGAAAACAUUCUCCCUCUCUUAAUUGUAUACCCGCUCCAGUUUCAGUCUGUUUUCACUGAUGCUAGUUUUAACCUCUUAUAUGGUUUUGCAGUGUUUAUAUUUGGGCUGAAAGUAAAAAAUGCAGGACUGAAAGAGGAAAAAAGAACCUCAAACGUGCACAUAAGAUAAAUUUGCCAGUACAUUUGGUGUAAUAAUUCUUCAUGGGCAACUAUAAAAACUAGAAGCAUAGAAUCAUAGAAUUGUAGAGUUGGAAGGGACACCAAGGGUCAUCUAGUCCAACCUGCUGCAUUGAUCUGAAGUCCUCAAUUCAAGUUUUGCCUCUGUCUCAAAUUGGUGAAGUGUCCCUCAACAUCAGCACCCCUCAACUACCAUAUGAAGAUACUGUCUUGCCUUACAGGAUUGCUGUAAGUAUAUCUUGGGUAUUGUUCUGAAGUGCUUUGAACCCUGUGAUGUACCAUAUGCAUGCAUUUGUCUUUUAUGACAUGGAGAAACAUAGCAGGAUCUAAGUCUUUGCUGCUUCUUCCUCUGACACACAGCAGUGGGAGAAGGGAGCAAAAGAAGUGGGUGGUGGUUCUAGGCUAUAAGUGGGUGGCCAUCCCUGCCAAACCUAACCUGCAAAAGCUGAGCUGAGACACCGAGUCACAUGCAUGCAAGGUGAUUUGUGAAAAGGCAGCCUUCCUUUCAUUAUGCAUUCUCACUGCUUCCUAUUAUAAGACAAACCUUCAGCUCACACUCCCACACCCUUCAGUUGCUUUCAACAAGAGAGGGGAGGUAUCCUCUUGGCACAUUAUGCAAAUGAUAUGUGACAAGAAGAAAGCAAUAUGCUUUUCAUGUGUUCGUCUCCACUCAGGGCGUAUCCAGAAAUCCAUCAGUUGGUUUCACAUUGCCACACAGGUCAUACAUCCUACCCAUGCAACCUGUGCCAUGGGUUCUUCAUCAACAGCAUGCUAGCUAGGCACAAAGCUUCCCCCGCAGUGUGCCCCUCUCAUGGUGUCAUUUGGGAAUGAGACUACUAGGCGACUGCCGCUGAAGCAGGGUGGGUGGGUUGUAUCCUGUCCAAACAAUAGCUGAUAACGUAUUUUCUUUGAAAAGUAUCAUUCUCGGGUUUCUUGGUGUUGCUGUGGCUGAUUUCUUUAUCCAGACAUCUCCAUAAACGCUGUACUUUCCUUCUGUUCCUUCUGAUUGCGCCUGUGGUAUGCGUUGCCUACGCUGUUUUGGGUCCUGUUUUCCUUGACACCUGUCAGGUCCUGUUAUCCAGAUAAUCAUUGCCCAUCCGUAAGGGCACAGCUGCUUGUCUGAGCCAAGGAAAUGUCUGGGGUUUUUUUUUUGCACCACAUUUAACUAGAAAGGAUGUUAAAGCUGAAAGCCAGCUUACUGCAUGAGCUUUAAGAGAGCUCAGAAUUUUUCUUAAUAUUGUACUCUCCCCGAUGUCAGCUGCUGGAUUAAUGCUGAACUUUGCUACUGCUAGUAUGUAAUGCUUACACAGCACCCACAUUGCCCUCAGAUAGUCUUCUCUAGCACUGUGGACAUUAGUUGGCUGAACACAGGACUGCAGGGUUUGAGACUCACCAUCCCAUAAUCAACUAGCUAAGGAAGCAUUAUGGUCUUCUAGGUACAUGACAGCCCCCACCUGACAACCAGGAAGCUUUAUGAGCCCCUUGUGGGCUACUGUACAUCUGUGCUUGGCUAGGUGGGUCAGAGGCUGUGCAGGCCGGGUCUGGUCACAGGCACUGUCCACCAGCAGCGCUUGUUGCACAACAGCAGUUGAGCCCAGGCCCAAAUCGGGGCCUUUUCGCAGCUGCGAUCAGAGCAGGAAGUGAAUGCCAUUUGUUGGUGCAACAGUGUUUGUGUACCCAGGGCCUUCAGAUUUAUCAGAUGCACUGUCCUCUUUUUAAUUCCAGCCUGCAAUGUAGAAUUUGCUUUUUCUUGACUGUAAGGUAAAGACUGUAGAUGUUAGCAUUUCUUGUCCUCUUUCUGGGUGACCAACUGCAAAGGAAGACGGGGCUCCUCUGUCUUAUCAGAACAUAAGAAGUGCUCUGCCAAAUUCAAUGAAGUGCCCAUCUUGUCCAGCAUUUUGUUUCCCAGAGUGGCCACUCCAGUCAUACGCUUCAGGAAAUCCCAUAGCCCAUGAAGGCAGCAGACCACUCCAGGGGCUGUGAUUUCUGUCUCUGAACCUAGAGGCUGCAUUUAGCUAUUGUGGCGAAUAGCCACAGAAACACUUCCAUACAUUUGCCUAAUCUCUUUUUAAAGCCCUCUAAACACACAGCUACUGCACUGUCCAGUGGCAGCAAAUUCCAUUAAUCAUGCAAAAAGAGAGAAUAUCACUCUAAUAGUUUCUCCCAGCAUGGCAAGCUGCACCUACCAAAAUUCUGUCUUCUACCAGCAAUUCAAGGGUGCAUAAGGCUUGUCCUUCUUUGCAUCUGAUUGCCUCUGUGUCUCCCAAAAAACAUACCCCAACACAAACGAAGAAGCAAGCUAUAGCAAAACAGAAUGAUGGUGCCAGCUGGCGUGAAGUGUCUUGGGUCAGGGCAAGACCCAUUUGUGCAUCCUUAUCAUCCCACUUAAAAUUACCGGUAAUUUUCUCCACCUGUAGCUAAAGAUGUAAAAGCCCAGGGGGGAAAUGUGGGGUGCAUUCCCUCCCCUCACCUUUGUCACAUCUAUCUGUGAGGUUUGACUGGAUUCAGGGCCCACCUUUGAUUCAAACCGGCAAACAGGCUUCUGUUAAUACUACUGCUAUUAACAUUUAUGCAGUGCUUAAUCAUAAAACAACAACAGCUCCCUACCCCAAAAAAUGAAGAGCUUUGCAUAGAUCAAAAAAAGACAGACCCUCCCUGCAAGCGCACAGUCUAAUAACGAAGUAUUUGUACCAUUUACCCAAGCCUGUUUAUUCAAGGCAGUUUAAUCCAGUUACAAAGGAUGACUUUUUGUUCCAUACCACAAAUCCAUCGUUCAGUAGCAGCAAUACAAAAGAUGGCAAUCUGGAUGUGCAAACAACAUUAUAACAACUUUGGUCUGGAAGUCAGUCUUUGCUGAUGUCGAGUGCAUGCAUGGCUUAUGUAGACAAACUUAAUUUCUUCCCCUGCUGCCCUUCCUCCACAGAACUGUCCUGUUACUACUGGUGAGGUUGCAACCCAACAGUUGGAAAAAAGCAAUGCCCUAGAUGCUUUGGACUGCAACUCUCAUCAGCCAUAGGCAGCAUGGCUGAUGGGAGUUGUAGUCCACAACAUCCAGAGGGCACUUAGGUUGGGUAAGGCUGCGCUCCACAUCAGCUCCUUGGAGCUGGUAAGGAGGCCCAGAUCUCUGACUCCUGCAAAGGAUCUCUUGGCCUUGGGCAGCCUUUUGCUCUGAGCAUGACCCUCCAGCUCCUCCUUGCCUGUCCAGCUGUCUGACCACAGCAAGAGAGUAGACUUGUCUGCCACAGUCGUCUCUGGCCAGUUGUGGAAGCUGCUAGCCAUUGAUCAGCAGCAGCCAUCCCUCACCUAUGAAAUUGUUCGAUUAUAGAGCAAAUGAAUGGGUUAUUGGUGGUUGCUUCCCAUUCACAGCUAGCUUGCAUCACUUUCGUGGCCUUUACACAUGGGAAGAGAGGACGGUGACCUUUUCUCAGUGUACUUUGGCACUUUGACUGGUCUAACUGGUUAGAAAGCAUUUAAAUUGCUUCUGGCAGGGUGACGUAAUAUAAUGGUGUUUGGGCUGCAUGGAGCCUCUGGGUGUCGUGAGCCCUACAAUCCCGACUAGCUCGGGGCUGGGGUAGCAGGUUGAUUUCAGGUGAGAAACAAGAGGAGUAGAGCGGGAGUGAUUCCAUAGGUGGGGAGCUGCCCAGGAAGGGCCUAUCUGCCCCUUUGAUUUUAGACGCUGAGAAAGGGGAGACAGUCCUGCAGGUGCCCUGCCCAUAGAGCAGAGACAUUCCCUAGCAACGGGAGGAGGAGCCAGAGGAGCUUUCCCUCCUUUGUGCUGCCUCUCCCAUGUUGGCAGUGGGCCUAUGCCCCUCUGAGAAGUGUGUGCCUCCAACCUUGUAAGGAGAGAGAGUGUGACCAUUCCGCAUUUAAAAACUCUUGGGAUGGCACGACCAGUUGUUGAGACAUCUUCAUAGCUUUCAUUCAGUCUUGGAUCCCUCUUGGGGUCCUGUUCCUGAGAUUGUGGGUCUUCAACUGAUCCAGGGUGGGUCACAAUAGCUGCACUACCACCAUGCAAAUAUAUGGCAAUAGAUUAAGUGGGCCCCCAAAUACAUGUUUGGGUUAAAGGUGGUUCCUGGGUCUGAAAAGGUUGAAGGCUACUGCCUUAGAUGAACUGUAUUUGCACCACGACUUGUACCAUUGCAAGUUUUAAGAAAAUAAUAAUAAUAAUAAUAAUAAUAAUAAUAAUAAUACUUAUACUCUCCCAUCUGACUGGGUUUCCCCAGCCACUCUGGGUGGCUUCCAACAAAAUAUUAAAAUACAAUAGUCUGGUAAACAUUAAAAGCUUCCCUAAACAAGGCUGCCUUCAGAUGUCUUCUAAACUUCAGAUAGUUGUUUAUUCCUUUGACAUCUGGUGGGAGGGCGUUCCACAGGGUGGGAGCCACUACCGAGAAGGCCCUCUGCCUGGUUCCCUGUAACCUCACUUCUUGUAGUGAGGGAACCACCAGAAGGCCCUUGGAGCUGGACCUCAGUGUCCGGGCAGAACGAUAGGGGGUGGAGACACUCCUUCAGGUAUACUGGGCCGAGGCCGUUUAGGGCUUUAAAGGUCAGCACCAACACUUUGAAUUGUGCUUGGAAAUGUACUGGGAGCCAAUGUAGGUCUUUCAAGCAUAAUUUUUUACUCACACCUAAGAGCUUCUGCUGAAAUGUUGUGGGCAAGAGCCUGGGCAGCAAGUCACGGUUGUAUGGUCAGUGGGAAUUGCAGAUCAAUUCAUUUAAAACAAAGUUUUAAAUCAAUUCAUUUAAAAUGAAGUUUCUAGUGUUUGCAGAAGUGUGGCAGAGAACAUGCUGCCCUAUUAAAACUGUUGCCUCUACUUGGCACUUCUUAGCUCAUGGACAUUCCCCACUCCCUGUUUUGGCCCCUACAUUUCCCCCCCCCCCAUCUUUGUCUCUCAUAGCCUCCCGCAGUCCUUGAAAUCACCCACCCACCCAUGCCAGUGGGUGGUGUGACCCACAUUAAAGCAUUAUAACCACCUUGUAUGUUCUGAUCCUUCGGCUGAGUACCAUAGAUUUGGGAGUAUUUUCAGAUCAUUGGAGAACUGGAGCCUACCACAGGCACUGUUGCUGGAGAAGGGAUGGGCCUGGGAGCUUGGCAAGGAGUGAUAUGGGCGAUAGGAGUGGGGUGGAGUUAGGCCAGGCCUGCGCGGCCUGUGACACAAGAAGCCAAAAGUAGCCCCAUGUGGGAACUUCCCAGGAGCUUGGCAAAGCCCUCUCCAUUAUUUGCAGCCUUAGGGAAGUGGGGUGUUUACUUGGUUGGUUGUGUCAUAAAUUGUGUAGGCUCUACCUCAGGCAAGCAUGAUUCUCUCCCUUCACCCCUCGCCCAUUUCCUCACUGUAGGAACCAAAAUUAGGCUGAAACAUUUGCUAGCAAGAAGCUGGCUCUGACUGUAAGUUAACAAGGACUGUUUUUGAAGGUUUACAUUGGGUUAUUGGGGGGAAAAAACCCUCCCCACCCUUCCCUUUCCCAGUUAUUAUCUCGGAACUGCUUUUGCUUGGUGGCUGUGUGUUGCCUGCUCUGGUGCAUAUAAUGAUGCGGUUUUGUUCACUGUGUUGGCGCAAGUUGAAGCGUUGCCUUUCCAGAGGCCUUUUGCCUUUUAAAACCUCAGCUGAGUCAUGUCUGGUCAUGACGAUUAAUGUUUUUCCUGGGAAGCCUUGUGUAAGCAAGCAGCUCCCAACUUGCUCAACUCGGAGGACCUGUGGAGUCUGUGGACUUGCAGAACAAACUUUGGAAGCUUAUGUAUAGCCCCAAUUGAACCGCCUGGUUGACAGUGUUAGAUGUUGUGACCGUCAAAGCUGGAUCAGAAUAAAGUUGCUUUAAAAAGUUAUUGUGCAUGGUUGGUUUUUUUUAGCUGUUUAUAGCUUGUUGUGUUUCAGAGGCUAGACAUGUUAGGGCUGCAAUUUUAAUUGGUUAGAUCCAGAUUUCCCAAGCUAGCAGGACCAAGUUGCCAGGGAUGAUGGGCAUUGCAGUCCAAAAACAGCUGGAGACCCAAGUUUGGGAAAUCAAUCAGGCUUUUAAGUGACAAAAAUGUGCAAAUUAAAACACAGAGAGACAUUUAAGAAACAAGUACUGUACUCAUAAGAAACUGCAGAUGGUAAGCACCAUCUUAGGAGAGACACUGACUUUUACCUCUCACACAGAAGGAAAUGUCUCUUCUAAGAUGAUGCAUAAUCAAAACACAAAUAAAGUAUGAUUUUGCUUCCCAAAACACUGGUUUUACUUGUAUGUAAAUAUAAUCAAUCAGUCAAUCCACUAAGAUUUAUUUAAUUGGGUAGCAGUCCUAAAUUAUUUGUUAUGUUAUUAUCCCACCCUUCGUCCAAGUAGCUAAGCAUGACAGAUGAACUGUCACAACCUUAUGAAAAUAGGCUGGGCUGAGAGGAAAAUGGUUUGCCUGAGCAUCAGGCACUGAAGUGCCCAAAUGGCAGCACAGCCCAACCACAGCUUGCCUCCUGGACUCAGGCCUGGGGUUUCAUUCCAGGUUUGUGCAGAAACUGAGCAUAUAUAUAUAUAUUUUAAAAACUGAAUCGGGUCACUGGCUCAUUUUGUCGAGUCAGUUUUUAUGGAAGGUAGAUCUGUCAGCGGCUUUGAACCACGAAAAGUAAAUGGCAUCUCUGUAUUGUCAGAAACAGUCUACCCUUGGUUAUGAGAUGCUAGGAGCAGAAUGGAUGGGGCUAUUGCUGUUGUGCCCUGCUGUAAGUUUUCUGAGAAGUACUCUGCUGUGGAAACAAAACACUGGGCUAGUCAGACCUUUUGGCCUGACCAACAGGCUCUCUCCCAUUUGAGUCAUCUACUCCAUGGUGGUACCCUCAAGAUGUGGUAGGACCAUUCCUGACAGUUGAUGGGAGAUGACAGUCCCAACUGUAAGGCACCAUGUUGGCUGUACCUCGUCUAUUCUGACUGACAGCUGCUCUGCUACCUAUGGGGUUCUUUUUUAAAUGGCAAUGGUGGGUAUCAGACCUGCGGUCUCUGGCAUUCAAAGUGUGUCCUCUGCCACUGAAGCCAGUUCUUACUUGGCCACUGUUCUUUGAGCUGCACAAGGUCUCUUUCUGCCAAAAUCAGCUGAGACGCGAUGCAAGGACUAUCUUUGUGCGCCUUCUGGCAAACCAUUUGAGUCCUUCUUAAUAUUAAGGAUGGAGCUGUAUGUUAUAAGAAACACUGGGUUGCCGCAGAUAAGGGCAGCUCCACACCCAAGUUUUCCCAGUUCCCCUCUAACGUGUAGGAAAGCAUAGCCAGAAUCCUGAAAUUAUGGGGUUCUGCGUUCCCCUACCAGCGUCGGCCACUGAUGUGGACGUUCAGCCUGCUGAGACCAGGGCAUGGGGUAAAUCUUGCUACAUGUUACAGAGUGGCAGAACUCUGCACAGCGAUGCUGUUUUUGGGAGGAGCCCCAUGCAUCUCAUAAUUUGACCUUCCAUGCUUAGGCUGCCUCUUGUGUGUAAAGUUUGGGCUAGAGCCUGCUCACUCAACUCCUUGCCAUCAGCACGGGGUGCUGCUUCUCCUCUCCUGGGCUAGUUGCUUCUUUUCUCCCUGCCACCCCACUCCUCAAGCUUCUGGGUCAGAACCGAGAGGUCUGUCCAAUUUCCAGCGCUUCUUUUCGCUGGCACGGUUCUGUUUGCUUGUGAGAAAGACAAAUCUUGGCAAGCUUGCCAAAGCAAGAGGCUGGGAAAGGGUUAAUGUCUGGGUCGUGACUCUUGGCUGAAGUCCCAGAUGGAAAAUGAGUUGGCUUUGUGCAGGAACAAACAAUAUUUUUGCCUGAGAGCUGGGAGCUGAAAUGUCAAAAGCCGAGCCUGUGGACUCAGGGGCUAGAAAGCUCCCUAGAUCAAGAGCCACUGCAGGAACUGGCAAUGUUUGGUUUAACUUGCAUCCUUGCUCUCUGUUGCCUGGCACUUCUUAAUAAUUAUGAUGUCAUUAGUUUUCAUGGGGAGAGCCGCCUAAUGAAGUAGCUUCCUACAGGCUCUGCUGUAGUCUGUCCUUAAUUCGUUUCUGUGCAUGCUGUUUCUGCUAAAAGCUUGCCCGCCUUAAGUUGUACUUUACAUUUCUCACACCCUGGGAGUCUAAAUCUGUGUUGAAGGAGUGAGAUAUAAAUUAUGUAAAUAAAUUAGCAUGGUAAAAAAUGGAUCGUGUUGGGCCUGCUGGUGUUACUUAUUUAUAUUUCUUUACAUUUCUCUCUUCCAUGUCUUUAUUGUGGGAUUCAAGGCAAUGUGCCUUUACGUAGAACUAAGACCAGCAUGUUCCAAAUAGCUGUCACAAGUGUGGGGAACCUUUGACCCUCCAAAUAUUGCUGAACUGCAACUCUUAAAAGAGCAGCAAUUUCACAUUUGAGUUACUUAAGGAUUCUUGGGCGAAUGCUAUCUGGACUCAUCAGUUUGUCAGUUUUUAUUUUGUCUAUAAGGUCUGGAAUGUUCUUGUCAACACUAUUUCCAUUAGUUCUUCAGGCUCUCCACAUAUGGAAGUUGUUCUACAUCAUAUAUUGCACUGUGAAGACAGAUGCAAGCAAUUCACUCAAUUUAUCUGCAAUCUCCUUAUCCUCCGUUAGCACACCUAAGGCACUAUUGCCUUGUCAUCCUACAAUCGCCUGCCCAGCUGGUCUCCUGUUAGUAAUGUAUUUAAAGAACCGUUUGCUGUUAACCUUUAUGUUUCAGCAGCGUGCUCCUCAAAUUGUUUUUAAGCAUCUCUUAAUGUCCACUUACAUAUCUUUUGCGUUCCAUUUGGUCUCGUUUGGACAAGGCUUCCAUUUUCUAAGGGAGCCUUCUUACCUUGGCUGCCUUGCAGAAUAUUUUCUGGAGCAGAAAAGGCUAAGGAGUAAACCCUACACAGAUCCAGAGCGAAGCCCCUAAGAUGGUUGGAUGGUGCCUUGUACGCCUCCUUCCAGAAACUCCUGCAGCCCAGAUGGCCCCAAAUGUAUUGCUAUGCUUACCUUUGGACCACCUCAGUGAGGCCGAGAGGGGGUCUUGUCAUGUGGACAGCCCAGGGCCUCCAUCCACAUAACCCAGGAUUAUGCCCUGGGGAGGUCACUUCAGUGUUGCCAACACAGCAGUUUGACUUCACCUCCAGAAGCACACUCCAGUCUCUCUCUCAAGACAGUUGGAUGCCAACAGCAGCAGCUCUCAUCAUCUCUUGCCUUUGGCCAUGCUUGCUAGGGCGGUUGGCAGUUGUAGUUCCUCAAGGUCUGGAGGGCCAAAGGUUUUGUCUUCUAGAAGCACAUAUCCACUUUUCUGUUCCCAGGGAAUUCUUGCCAAACUCUGCUCUUUUCAAGUUGGGUAAUCAUGGAGGUGCUUAGUAGCAGUGUCUCUUUGUUUAGACUGGCAAGGCGCUGAGCUCAAAGAGCACCAUUUGAUCUACUCUGGCCAAUGUUUGCUAUGGGGCUUUUGGGGGAUCUUGCUGGCCAUUUCCUUCCCUUGGCUGGAGCUGCAUGGUGAUGACACACAAGCCGAACCCCUGCCUAACGUCCCAAGUUAGGACCAGCUGAGCUCAAGUCCAGAUGGUCUGUUUCUUCCAUCUAAGCAACAUACAGACGCAACUGCAGUUGAGAGUUAAGCGGACCCAACACAACGCUGGCUCUUUGAAGAAUCCGUUUUUGAACUCCUCCGUUGAAAUUGGUUUCAGCCAUCUGUUGUAGCUGCACCAAUACCCCGCUGGCAGCUGGAAGCUGCUUUCUCUUAGCAAACUGAGGCUGGCUAAUGGUAUUUGGGGUACUGGGCUGGAAGCAUAUAGAUGACAAAGGCAGGCAGCCGGGGAGAGAGCUGCUGAGUAUAUCCAGCAAGAGGGGAAGGACAUACGACAGGUUGAUGCCCUGGGACCCCCAUCGGAGAACUGCAGAGAAAGCAGCCAUGGAAGUCUGUUUGUGCCAGGAAGCCAGAGCAGCUCACAUAGCACCCCCUGACCUCUUUGCUGCUCUGGCCCCUUUGUGGAGAAUUCCACCUUGCCACCCUCACUCCCACCUGGACAUUGAUGCGGCAGCCAGCCGUUAUUUGUGUAUUCCUGUAACUAAAUGGAUCCUUCCAUCAGAUGACACUGAGGACAUCCCCCAUGCCUUACCUACCCAAGUCUGUUCAGAGUAUGAUUUGUCAUGUUUCUUUGCCCUCCUCAGAAUUGUGGUCACAGCCUCCCAGAGAAUUUCCUUUCCUCCCUCCUCCCUCCUCCUCCUCCUCCUCCUCCUCCUCCUCUCUCUCUCUCCCUGACCCUGCUUUUCAUGUGUUUCAGAUCCUAACAACCUCUUCUGGCGUUUUUCUUUUUCUGUAAACACAUUUACCAGCAGGGCCUGCCAAAAAUUACCCUGUUCAGACAUAAAAGGAAAUACUGUGAGGGUUUAAGCCCUCUGGGGAGGGAUUUUUUGGGGGGGGGGGCGGAGGCAGAAUCCUGCGUUUGCUCUGGACUUCACUGCAAGCUUUAUAUUGCUGAGCUGAUCUGGGCUAGCUGCCAAGUACAGCCAGCUACAGUAAGCGGAUCUGUCCUCUUCCGCCCCCCCCCCCCGCCUUGCAACUCUCCUGCAAAACACUACUUCAAUUGGAGGAACAAGCCUGGUCUGUCACAGGACUCCUUCUUUCGCAGAGAGAUGUCCUCAGUUGUUAGCUUUGCCCGGAGCUUAAAAAGAUCAAAAGAUGAGUUGGGCACUUGUGAUACUUUCUGGGAAUAAAUAAGUUGGAGUUGUUGUUUUUUUAAAAAAAAAUCCUGCUUGAACGUUUAUUAGUUGGCUUUCUAAAUUGGUGUCGCAUUUGUAGUGGAGAUGCUUAUACGGCUUUCCUGCAGCAUUUUUACUUUUACGUGUUUGCACUUGUAGUGAACCAAGACUACAAGUUUUAAUUUGUCAACUGAAGCUUUAUUGCAAAUUUUAAUAGGUGAGAAACCUAGUAUGAUUUUGAAGCUAUUUUGGUUCUGGUGUGUUACUGUAAAAAUGAAUGAAAAAGAAGAAAAUGAAAUUUGCCUCCCCCCGCCCAAGUCGUGAGCUUGUGGUUAUUCUUAGGGUGUGUGUCUAAAUUCCUCCAUUAAAAGCAAAACACUGUAUUGAAGUUUUGAUGUUGAGGUGUAUUUCAUUGAUCAGUUAUAAUGCAGAUUAUUUAAUCAGUGAAGGCUGCAGUUGUGUGUAUGCUUACUUGUGAGAAAGCCCCGUUGAACUGAGUGGGACUUCUAAAUGGUUGGAUUUAUUUAGCUGAUGUUUUGAAUAGGUAGAGUGGAAUGGGAGACAAAAUCCUUUCUCUUCAUUAAAGGUAAAGGUACCCCUGACCGUUAGGUCCAGUCGUGGACGACUCUGGGGUUGCGGCCCUCAUCUCCCUCUAUAGGGUGAGGGAGCCAGCGUACAGCUUCCGGGUCAUGUGGCCAGCAUGACUAAGCCACUUCUGGCGAAUCAGAGCAGUGCACAGAAACACCGUUUGCCUUCCCGCCGGAGCAGUACCUAUUUAUCUACUUGCACUUUGAUGUGCUUUCAAACUGCUAGGUGGGCAGGAGCUGGGACCGAGCAGUGGGAGCUCACUCCAUCACGGGGAUUCGAUCCGCCGACCUUCUGAUCGGCAAACCCAAGGCUCUGUGGUUUAACUCACAGCGCUACCCGCGUCCCUUUUUCUCUUCAUACCCCCCCCCUUAUUGCUGAGCUUCUUUGUCUCUGGUUCCUUAACUAUGUUACCCGUGAAUGGGUUUCCCUCCCACAUCAUCUCCGUGUGAAGCAAGGGAAGGAGUGAAAGUGAACUUCUGAGGUGCAAGAGGGAGGAACUCUGCCAAAGUCUCUUUGCUACUGUUCAUGCUUAGGGUGGGUCAAAGAGCUGAGCCAGGAGAAAAUGGGUGCUUUGGGAUUAGGACCCGCUUGGCCAGCACUUGAGCUUCCAUCCAUAUCACAGAAGUGAUAUCAGGUGAUGAAGUGGAACUUCCAGGAGUUGGUAGAGAUACCUCUUUGCUUAAACACCUUGCAGAAGUAAUUUUGUGCAGUCCAAAGUAAAUUAUCCAGCUUCUGUAAAAAAAAAGAAAAAGAAAAGGCAAGUGAGUUUAAGGGUAUGUGUGUGUGCCUAAAAAAAGUGAGAAUUCUGCCAAAGCUUUGUGUAGGCAAAGAGAAGGUUAAACACCCCUUUGCCCUGACACUGCCCAUUUAAGGCCACGUGAGUCACUAGUUGGAGACUCCGCUGCUCAACCUUCAGCCCUUGCUCAGUUUUAAUCUGUGGCCCAUGUUAAAAGUAGAGUAGCUUUACGAGGGUAUCAGGGUAUGUGCACCUGGUUAUCCAAACAUUCAGAACUAAACCUAGGAAUAGACUUUUUUUUUUAAUAAGAUAUUUAUUAGGAUUUUUUAAAAAAUAUUACAAUAAAAAAUGGAAAAAAGUACAAAAUAAAAAUGAUUAAAAACACUCAAAUUUUCCAUUGCUUAUUUUUCCUUAGCUUGUUUCCCGGACCUCCUCAUACCUCCCUUUUUUGUAUUCCAGUUCAAUUUGUUGGUUCAGCAAAUCCUUACCCUCUUUAUUUAUCCUAAUCUUUGGUCUUAAAAUAGUAACGUUAGAUUUUUACCUCUUAACAACCCAUUUUUCAUAUUCCCUUAAAGCAUUACAGCUAGAAACCACUUAAUUUCUAUCCAACAUCGUUCUAACAUUCAUUAAUUUUACAAUAUUUCUGUAGAUAAUCUUUGAACUUCUUCCAAUCUUCUUCCACCGACUCUUCUCCCUGGUCUCGGAUUCUGCCAGUCAUUUCUGCCAGUUCCAUAUAGUCCAUCAGCUUCAUCUGCCAUUCUUCCAGAGUGGGUAAAUCUUGUGUCUUCCAAUACUUUGCAAUGAGUAUUCUUGCUGCUGUUGUGGCAUACAUAAAAAAGGUUCUAUCCUUCUUUGGCACCAGUUGACCGACUAUGCCUAGGAGAAAGGCCUCUGGUUUCUUCAAGAAGGUAUAUUUAAAUAUCUUUUUCAGUUCAUUAUAUAUCAUUUCCCAGAAAGCCUUAAUCCUUGGGCACGUCCACCAAAGGUGAAAGAAUGUACCUUCAGUUUCUUUACAUUUCCAACAUUUGUUAUCGGGCAAAUGAUAAAUUUUUGCAAGCUUGACUGGGGUCAUGUACCACCUGUAUAUCAUUUUCAUAAUAUUCUCUCUUAGGGUAAACCUAGGAAUAGACUUUGCUAAUGCUGCUCCUGCUUGUUGACAACCUGCAGUUUUGGUAUAUGUGUGUAGGGUCAGUUUAUGAGAAAAUAAAAUGCGUAGAUGCACGGCAUGAAAAAAAAGGGCCCGGUGGAUUAAAAAAAUAAUGGUGCUACAUAUUCAGGGUGUGCUCGCUUACAGGGCAGCCUCAUUUUUUCCCUUUUUUACAUCCUCAGUUCUCUAGUUGUAAAACGGGUCCGGGCAGCUUAUUUCACAGGGUCGCUGUGCUACUUUGUGAGUAAAGAAGGACAUUCCGUGUGCUUUAGAUGCCAAAAGGACCUCUUUGGUAUUAAAAAUACAGAGUAAAUGCAAUCCCAGCCUCAACACUAGCUGGAAUGAUGCAGUUGCCUCCAGGGGGUUGGUUUUGAGAACCUAAAGGGCAGCAGGUUGUAAAUUAUUUAAUUUAGUAUUAUGAUUGCUAUACUUGUAGGCAACUGCAGGUUUUUUUAAAAAAGUGUCUUAAUGUUUCUGUAAAAUGAGAAUAAACCCUGAUUUGGGUGAUGGAACGUAAAUGAAACAAAUGGCUUUAGUAGCAUACUUUGUUACGACAACGUAUACAUUUGUGUGCACUGCUUUCAUUUGGGAGGCUGAGCGGUGCAUUGAGAGGGAGGGAGAGAGUUGUCACCAUUUGGAUUUCCCACUUCAGGCACCAAAAUAUCUUGAGCGAGCACUGAGUGUGAAUAAUAUUUAGUGAUUUGCUGGAACAAAGACUGCCUGUCUGUUCAUACGCAAUUUUUGAGCUUAAUUUUUAAAACCGGAAAUUUCACAAUACAUAUUUUGUACAGUGUAUUACACCCUGUGUGCGAAUUAUUGGCAAGAAAACGCCUUCUCCUUACAGUAAACAAAGGGUUGGGAAUGGGGAGACUCCCAGGAUUAAAAUUUAUCCAAAUUUAGACCAAGCGACUCUGCUUUAUACAAGAUAACCACCACCCAUAGACUUUCUUGGCUUAACAGAGCUAUAAGAACAACAUACUUCUAUAAUGUAUAAAUUGUAUCUAUGUAAAUUAUAUCCAGCAGCAUAAAAGUGUCUUUACCACAAGUGUUUACUUUGUAUCAUUUUAAUUUUGUUUUAAAUGUAUUUGCUUUUUUUGUUUUUAACUGUUUUUUAUAAUCUUAAAUGUACAUUGCCGUGUGAAGGCGAUUAAUGCAUCAGUAAUAAUAUAGAGCAGCUUUCCUCUGGCACACUGAAAGUCCAUGUGGAAUUUCUUGGGCAGGACUAUUCAUAAACAGCAAACCAUCUUUUGUGCUAAGGAAGUAUUAGGAAAACCGGCAACAACCGUGCAGAUUUAUUCCGUAAAUUGAACACACUUGCUCUUAUUUUUAGUCCAAAGUUUUAAGUUAAUUUUAAUCUACUUUAGAUUUAUGCCCCGCUUUCCUAUAAAAACAAGAGCCAAAACUACAUAGAACAGUGGAAGAGAACCGGGCUCCAAUACUGCAGUUCAAAAGAGAAGCUGCACCUGCUGCAAUUCCUUGGUCAACAUGAUUGUCACCUCCCCUUCUUUGACUCUGGCCAUCCUAUCUCAACCUCUCUGCAGUAGCUGGAAAGGUCUGCCCAGUGUGUACCCUCUCUUCCAUCAUUCUGGAAAACCCUGGCUGAUACCUACAUUCAGCUGAAUGCCAUGCAAACCCCAAACUGAUAAUGUUUUUCUGCUAAUGGGCUGCUCUGCCAGUGGUUGAAUUUCGCAGGAAAGUCUCUCUUAGCUGGAAUGCCUGCCAUUUGAGGUGCAUUUCUCCUUUAGUAGCUUGAGUUUAUUAGUAGCUUAAGGGUUUGCUGAUUAGGGGUGGGAGACAACUUCCAAGGGAAGGGCAGGUAAGGUACUGCAGCUUUCAAUAGAAGAAGAAGAAGAAGAAGAGUUUGGAUUUGAUAUCCCGCCUUUCACUCCCUUUAAGGAGUCUCAAAGCGGCUCACAUUCUCCUUUCCCUUCCUCCCCCACAACAAACACUCUGUGAGGUGAGUGGGGCUGAGAGACUUCAGAGAAGUGUGGCUGGCCCAAGGUCACCCAGCAGCUGCAUGUGGAGGAGCAGAGACGCGAACCCGGUUCACCAGAUACGAGACUACCGCUCUUAACCACUACACCACACUGGCUCUCUAUAGGGUCUGAUAGUCCACAUUUCUUGGCUCAUUGAUCCUUAUUUUCAGAAGGCAGUAAUCACUUUUAUUUAUCGUAUUUUUCGCUCUAUAAGACGCACCAGAGCACAAGACGCACCUAGUUUUUGCAGGAGGAAAACAAGAAAAAAAAAAUAUUCUGAAUCUCAUAAGCCAGAACAGCAAGAGGGAUCGCUGCGCAGUGAAAGCAGCAAUCCCUCUUGCUGUUCUGGCUUCUGUGAUAGCUGCGCAGCCUCCAUUUGCUCCAUAAGACACACAUUCCCCCUUACUUUUUAGGAGGGAAAAAGUGAGUUAUAGAGCAAAAAAAUACGGUACCCACUCUCCACUGAUAUCCUCGAAGAGCAUUGUCAUAUUCUAUAGUUUGUUCACUGCCACCAUCAGAACUCAAAGAAAUUUUAGACUAAACAAACAGGCUGGAAAGUGCAUUGCACAUUAAAUUCGCACAUGGAAUUGAAUAAUAAACUGCAACCUUAGGUUCUCACUUCGAGAAGCUGACCAGGGGCUUGCUACAGAACCCCUUUUAGGAUCUUUUUUCAAAGCCCAGAACGAAAUGUGAUGCCAAAUGAAAUACUUCUUUCUCUCCGCAUAUCUGAACGCCUGGCCUGCACAAUAAAGCAAUUAAAGUGGAAGUGUGCAGCAGCUGCCGCAGCUUGGAAAUUUCUGGUCUUCCCCGAUAAUUACGUUAGUGGUGGAAUUAUCCUUUCUCCGAACUGAGCCUGGAGUGGGGGGUGGAGAGAUCGCUCUGCUUCAGUAAUCCAGACCGGAUUACAACGUUGUAAUUGGAUCCCUGCGCAACGAACUCCGUUUUGUGAUGCAAGCCACUUGUUUUGCUGCUCUCGGAGCAUUCCAAGUUGGUCUCUGUCUGUUCUGGUGUGUAAAAAGGACGCUUUGAGGGCAGCUUUUAAGGGCUGCCAGAAUUUCUUGCCUUAAUAACAGGCCUCUUGCUAUCUGCCUCCUUUGGAGGGAUGAUUGGGGCAAUGGAGGUGGGGGGGGGAAGGGACUCCUUCCUAGGGAAGCACAAGCAAUUUAAAUUGGCAGUAAAUGGGGCUAUGGAUGUACUUUGUUCUAAAGCAAUCCCCCUGAAAUUCUGCUGCAAGGUACCCCCAAAUCCUGCCGUAACAGGGCCCAGUUUUUCAAAGCCCUUCCCCUAAUUUCUCCUGCUUUGCAAUAGCUUCUCCUAGCCAAUUGGGAGGGGCAAGGAGCUCUUUGGGAAGGGGGAGCAAAGAAAUCCAGGCCCCCUGCAAGCCCCUCUGAAUCAAAGAGGCUGGUUCUGGCCCCUGCUAUGUGGUUUGUGGAUGAAGGCUGGGAGCAAAGUUCCCUCCUUCCAAAGUUGCUGCUACUGUUCCGUUGCACCUGAUUUCUACCUUACCCUUAUCCCUUGUAAGACCCUCUGUGUCGUCCUUUCCCAGCCCUGCCUUCUUUUCCUCGCACUGUCAGACUUCCUUCUCUCCAGACUUUGCCAGAUUAAGGUUUUGCAAGGCAUUUUGCACUGGCGUAUACAAGGUGCUCUGGCAUCUGUGGAGCUUAAUUCCACAGCUCCUCUGGCUUUGGGAAUGUCUGCAAAUGUUGCUAAUGCGCUUUUGAGCGUGAAACUAAUUCUGGCACGACUGCACUGGCUACCAAUUAGUUUCCAGCGCAAUUGAACGAGCUGCUUUUGACCUAGAAAGACGUAAGUAGCUCAGGACCUCAAGGCCCACCUCUCCCCACAUGAGCUAGCCAGACCCUGUGCUCAUUACUGGAGGCCCUUCUCCCUGUCCCCACCUCUGAGGGAGGUGCAGAUGGUGGAAACUUGAGAACAGGCCUUCUCAGUGGUGGCUCCCUGCGUGUGGAAGGCUCUCCCCUAGGAGACAUGCCUGGUGCAUCGUAUUUAUUUUUAGGCACCAGGCAAAAACAUUUAUCUUCAGCUAGGUUCUACAUCCUUUAUUUGAAGGGUUUUAGGUGUACUUGUGGCCUCUUAACUUAGUCGGGUGGGUUGUGCUAAAGGUAAAGGGACCCCUGACCAUUAGGUCCAGCUGUGACUGACUUUGGGGUUGCGGUGCUCAUCUCGCUUUAUUGGCCGAGGGAGCCGGCGUACAGCUUCCGGGUCAUGUGGCCAGCAUGACUAAGCCGCUUCUGGCACGGAAACGCCGUUUACCUUCCCACCGGAGCGGUAUCUAUUUAUCUACUUGCACUUUGACGUGCUUUCGAACUGCUAGGUUGCCAGGAGCAGAGACCGGGCAACGGGAGCUCACCCCGUCGCGGGGAUUCGAACCGCCGACCUUCCGAUCGGCAAGUCCUAGGCUUUGUGGUUUAACCCACAGAGCCACCCGCAUCCCUGGGUUGUGUUAGUUCUGCCUUUUUAUAUACUAUGGUUGGUUUUUAGGGUUUGUUUUCAUUUUUAUUCUUUGUUUUAGUGUUGGUAUUUUUUAAGCCGCUUUGGGUCACUUUUCACGAAAAAAGGAACCAGAAAUGUAUCUGAUAACAAUAACAAUAUUUGCAAGAACAGGCACUAGAAGAUUGCUUUUUUAAAAACAGAGACCCAAGAUUUUCAUGAAAGAGUUGUCCGUCCCAAAACACAUAUUGCACUAGGAAGUCCCCGGUUCAAAUGUCACCUCAGCUGCUCUUUGUGACGUGUGUCAUCAUGGGUGUGCAGUCUUUUUGUUUCAAAGGACAAAAUGUGCUAGUAGCCUGCCCUGAAAUCAUGAGAGAAUCACAAAACAGUUCAUUAAUACAAUUUACAGUAAUGGAAAAGAAUUUCCAGUCGUUCUCUUUGGUCUACUAUUGCAAUAAAGUUUGCAACACUUUCAGUCUCUCUCAAAACAAUUGAGAUUACAUACCUUUUGUCAUUCCCCAGAUGGAUCCAGUAAAUUGCCCGAGUACUGCUAAAUCCUGUGCUGUUAUGUGUCACUUUUUUUGGGGGGGGGGCAGGUUUCAAGUUUUGGGCAUGCUGAAUCUUGAUGGGCCGUGAUCAAAUCAAAUAAUAAAAUUCCUGUGGAAAUUGCUAAUAAAAACAUCUUGGGGAUCCUGUGUUCAUUUUAACUCUCAGCGUGUCAUUCAUAGGAUCUAGUAUACAUUUUAUAGCUUUAAUAACAGAACCACCACCAAUGAGCAAAAUUAUCCGUUCCCCUCCAUGUUUCCAGCAUACACCUGAGCCCCUCUCAUUUGUUUUUGACAGUUAAAAUUACUUUUCACACAGAGGGAAGCAAUACAGUGGUACCUCUGGUUGCGAACGGGAUCCGUUUUGGAGGCCUGUUCACAACAUGAGCAGAACGCAGCCCGCAGCGGCACGUCUGUGCACGUGCGGGUUGCGAUUUGUCGCUUCUGCGCAUGCAUGUGACAUCAUUUUGCGCUUCUGCUCAUGCGCGAGCAGCAAAACCCAGAAGUAACCCUUUCCGGUACUUCCAGGUCACCGUGGGAUGUAACCUGAAAGAACAUAACAUGAAGCAAACGUAACAUGAGGGAUGACUGUAAUGAAUUUAUUCACCAAUGGUCAUAGGUGAGGCUUUAAAUUAACUGUCCAUUUAGCUGGAUCAUUUUCUUUAAUCUGUAAUGAAGCCUGAUAGAUUUGGGAUCAAACUCGCUUGGUGGUUUUUACUUUUAUAAAGGCAAGCUUCCCACUGGGCAUGCCCAAUCCUGUGUGCACAUGUAGGGUGAUGCUCUGGAUCCUGGCCUUUACCUCCACAUGCAAUUUGGGGGUGUAAAUGCUGGCAUCACUUUUCAGAGCUCUCGUAAGCUGUUGUUGGCAUCUGACUGUCUUGAAACAAUGGAGUGCACCUCUAAGGGAAAAGUCUAACUGCUGUGUUAGCAGCACCAAAGUGAUUUCUCUGGGCGCAGUGGUUGUGGAGGUCCUGAACUGCCCAGAAGACAAGACACACACACCCCGCCUUGGUCUCACUGAUGUGCUCCAAAGGAAAGCAGAGCAAUACAUUCAGUACCAGCUUGGCUGCAGGAGUUGCCAGAAGGAGGCAUACAAGGCACCAUCCAAUCGUCUUAGGGACUCCUAAGCCAGUGUGGUGUAGUGGUUAAGAGCGGUAGUCUCGUAAUCUGGGGAACCGGGUUCGCGUCUCCGCUCCUCCACCUGCAGCUGCUGGGUGACCUUGGGCCAGUCACACUUCUUUGAAGUCUCUCAGCCCCACUCACCUCACAGAGUGUUUGUUGUGGGGGAGGAAGGGAAAGGAGAAUGUGAGCCGCUUUGAGACUCCUUAAAGGGAGUGAAAGGCGGGAUAUCAAAUCCAAACUCCUCUUCUUCUUCUUCCACUCCAGAUUUGUGUUGGGUUUACUCCUUAGCCUUUUUCUUCUCCCAAAGAUAUUCUGCAAGGCAGCAGAGGUUGAGGACCAGAGUUUUCCUUCUCCUAGAUGGGCUCCCUUCCCAGGUGGACAAGCCCCAUCUGCCCUUCCCUCUACAGCACUUGCAGAAUCUGCCUUCUUGACUGUUGGACGCGCUCUUGGUCUUGUCUGCUCAAUCUGCUGGAUCCCGUCUUUGCAUGCAGUAGAAGUCCCUAACUCACUGAGGCUUUGAUGCCCAUUGGCUACCCUCACCUGGUUUAGCCCGCCAGUCAAAGCCAUUCCUGAGGUGUGGCCGCUGUUCCGUGCUGACACCUUCUAGGAGCCACAAGUGAGAGCUAAGUCCAGGGUGGGGACCAAAGGUGGACAAACUGCCUCAGAAAGAGCAUGAUGUGUCUCCCUCCCCUAACACCCCUUACACCUCUUUUGUAAGCAAAUGUGUGUAAAGGAGCUCUGAACACCUGAAAUGCAGAGGUGAUGCUUAAAUAUUCUAGCUUUCAGCUUUGAAAGAAUCCAGUUUCUGAGCUCAGCCAUCUGCAUUCUGCUGCUUGAAUCAGUUUGACUAUCUGGCACCUGAGGUACCCGAUUCCCUGCUCCAGUGAGCAAAGCUUUGUGGCUGCUGUCGGGAUUCUGGCAAAUCAUCUCAUUAUGCAACAUCUGCUAACACCAGCAAAAAUGCUGGCUGCUUGGACAGGGCUGGAAAAAUCCUAGAAACCAAAUGCUGGCACCUAGGUUAGAAAAAAUACCCCCAAUCUCUUUUUUCAGGUAUUGAACACUUGAAGAUAAAAGUUUGCAUAAGGGGCCAAAUCCUUAUGACUAGUCCUGCAACUGAUUUCAUUGGCACACACAAAAAACAUCACUCCAGUUCCCCUCUCUGCCGCCUCAGUUUCCCCUAUUACUCUUUUCCGCAACUUUCUAAUUCAUGAAGAGAUGGAGAAUUGGUCCCUGUGCACGUUGUGGCUCUUACAAGCAAGAAAGUGUUCUUUAUUAUUAUUUAAUAUUUAUAUAUCCCACUCUUCUGCUAAUAAGAGUGGAAUGUGACAGAGCACAAUAUUAUAAUCUGAUUGCAAGGUUUUAGCUAGCACUCGCCACUAAUGACAGGUGACCUGUGAAAUUGCAAUAUGGCUUUUGAAAAUUUACUUUAUGUGUAUUUGUUUAUCUGGUUGUUUGACUUUUAAAAAUACCCUGUCCCACCCCAAAGGCUCCUUCCAGUGUGUAGGCAGCAUAAAUCAAAUGAACUGCUAACCAUCAGUAUGAUCCUUUCUCUCUCUCUCUUUCAGCUCAGAAUGUGACUGUGGAAGAAAUUAUCACCGCCUACAAGCAAGCCUGUCAGAAGUUAAACUGUAAACAGAUACCCAAACUACUGAAGCAGAUCCAGGUAUGUGCCUUUCCUUAAGUGCACAGCAGAACCGCUUAUCAGAUUCGUCUGUCAAAGGCAGAGAUGGAUUUUUAUAAACACCGAAGAAAGCUGGCUGUCGCUGGAACUGAACAGUAAUAAAAAAAGUCCUCUCUUGAAGUUGGGUCACAUGUAUUUCAAAGGCUGCAGCCCAAGCCCAUGUAGCACAGCAAACACUAAACAAGGACGAGGUUUGUGUGUGUGUGUUUCCAUUGCUUCCAAGAUGGCUGUACUAACCUAGAGAGGGAACUGGGCCAGAGCCCAGAGAGCUAAAUUACCGUAUUUUUUGCUCUAUAAGACUCACUUUUCCCCUCCUAAAAAGUAAGGGGAAAUGUGUGUGCGUCUUAUGGAGCGAAUGCAGGCUGCACAGCUAUCCCAGAAGCCAGAACAGCAAGAGGGAUUGCUGCUUUCACUGUGCAGCGAUCCCUCUUGCUGUUCUGGCUUCUGAGAUUCAGAAUAUUUUUUUUCUUGUUUUCCUCCUCCAAAAACUAGGUGCGUCUUGUGGUCUGGUGCAUCUUAUAGAGCGAAAAAUACGGUAGUCUGCAAGGUUAUGAACAUUGGAAGGUGCUUCACACAGUAACUGAAGAUGCUGAGUUUUGGGCCCUCCCUAAAAGCAUACAGGGAUAAAUCUAUCCAUGCAGGCAACAGUGAUCUAGAGCCCAUUACUCCUGCUCCGUUUGGGUGGUUUUAGGAAGUGCUGCUCUCUCUGUUGCUGGAGACAAGGAAAAGGAACAAUAUAUUCCAAUUCAGCAUCAGAGAGCUACUCCAAAGGGCAGGGGUUCCCCAGACGGGGACAUUAUGAUGUGGGACGUUACGUCCCAUGUCACUGCACAAUGGGCAACACCCAUUGGCAGGACAAGACGAAGGCCCUCUCUUUUGCAGAACAUGAGAGCUGGGCAGGCUGAGGGAGGGAGAGGUCCCCCUUCAAGUAUUUGGGUUCCCAGGAACCUUCAGAAUGGUGCCAUUUACACACCCAGGGUGUGAAAGAGGGAGGACAAUUUUGGCCCCUUAUUUUGAUUUGAAACCCUUCCUUCUCUGAAAACAACAGCUUGGGACAGAAAAUCAUCAACUGAGCUUUCAGCUCAUGUUGAGAUGAUUGAAGAAUUACCAGUAGCAACCAAAAUGUCAAUGAUCAUGAACUAGGGCAAGAAAAUGAAUCCACCUCUACUUGUUUUGCAGGAUUUGCGAUGUAAUGCACACACUUGCAUUGUAUAUUUGGGCCGAUGAAUGAAAACCUCUUUGUUAUGAAGUGGCCAGCUAUUAUCAGUUUCUGGAAUGACAGAUUUGAUUAUGUGCAUCCCCAGUCAUUGUUUACAUUGGUGUAAUGAACUUUUCGCCCUUCUAUUAGCUGGGAAAUUUUAUUAUUAAAUCUGUUAUUAGAAGUGUGUGUGUAAAUGUGUGUACAUCUGUCUUGUUCAUUUCUUUUUUUAAAAAAAGAAAAUUGUGCUGUUGUUUUAAAAAGGCCAGUCUCCAGAUUGGACCCAGGAGCAGCCCAAACCAAUCCUGCAGAAAGGAGCCACCCCUUGUAUAUCGGGAUAUCUCCUCUGAUCAGACCUGUUCCUAACUCUGGAUCAGAUUGGGAGAUGAAAGACGUUCAUAUUACAUAGAGCUUUUGAAACACUGGGCUGUCCAUGCUUCCCUUUAGGUCUUCUUCUUCAUUAUAUCUUACCUUUAAGCCGUUCCCUUCUGUGUGUAGUAAUUUGCUGUUGCUUUAUUGCAGGAAUAUAAAGACUUGACUCCCAGGAUAGAGUGCCUGGAUCUGAAAGGUACAUAUUUCCGUUCCCAAGUCUUCUGUUGACACAGUGCAGAUCACAAUCAUCUUGCCGACUCUGGUUAUUCCUCAGUGACUAUGAUCCCUCAAACCUUCUAUCUGGGAGUCUGUGCUUGAAAAUGGUCCCCUUUGGAGAUUAGGAGGGGUUGGGGAGAAGGAAUGUUCAGUGUUGUAAAUGUGAGAUCAUUCUGCCUAGGCCACAGGUGUUACAACAUAGUGUCAUGUGCAGAUUUGAUAAACUCGGAGGUCUUGUUUUGCUGGCAAACGCAUGGAAAUCUUGCGUUCUGAAGCCAGCUCACUAUUUCAGAGGUUUGCCAGCAUGUAUCUACACCCUCCUCCAACCCUUCCCCCCCCCUCAACAGCACCCCAUUUUGUUCACAUCCCAAAUCCUUUCUCUGGUCCCAGAUUUAACAUUUGCAAUAGCCCGCAAAUGUUUGGAAACGAACCAGAUUGUGUAACCAUGUUUGGCACAUGCAAACGGAACACGGCUGACUCCACGCUAGAGGUGCACGUGGCCUUGAUUUGGGGUCACGUGGGGUCAUCCCCUCCCUCGCCUCUCCCACUCCCUCACCUGGUUUCAUAUUUCAUAACCAGCGAGUCGCUCCUUGCAAACAAACGAGUGAGCAUCCUGUUCGUACUGCGGAUACAGGUUGCUGACUUCAGGGCACGUUUACGUACAGAGUUUGCCUGUGAAAUUUCUGCUGCCGUUGAGAGGCCAGUCCUAGUGGGCAGGGCAGAGAAGAUUGUGAAGGCCCCAAGGCAUACAAGGGUGGGGACUUCAUUGGAGUGGAAAAGCAAAGCUGAGCAGAUGGUAUGUGAUUGGGCAGGAGGAGGGGAAAGAGCUGCCACUUUGGGUUUGCUGGCUUUAGCAGAAAAGAAGCCCAGGCCUGCAGUGGUUCUUCAUAUUUGGAGUACAGCGCCAACGAUGCUUCGUGGUGCAAAACAUUCAGCUUAAUGUCCUGGGCUCCUUUGGAGGAAGGAGUGGGACGUAUGUUUAAGAAAUAACUCUGCCUUUGCUGUAAUAUUUAGAGUGCCAGUUCUUAGCACUCAUGCAGCAGGUGUUUUUAGAAUGUUCCUAUUUAGACUUGCACCAUUGUUUAGGGAAUAGAUGCUGAAGUGUCAUUAGAAAGUCUGGUUUAAACCAGCCUCCCCCUCCCCCGGCCCUGGUUUAAAUCAUUUUUGUACCCCACCAAGUUGUACCUUCAUGCCUGGGUCUCUAUAGCCCAGUUGUUUUCCAGUAUUUAAUGCAGUGUUUCUCAAACUUGGGUCCCCACUUGUUGUUGGACUGCAGCUCCCAUCAUCCCUGACCAGUGGUCCUGCUAGCUAGGGAUGAUGGGAGUUGUGGUCCAAGAACAGCUGAGGACCCACAUUUGAGAAACACUGAUGUAAUGCAUCCUGUGCUUGACAGUGAACCCUUUUAAAUGCUGGAGGCUUGCAGAUUUACUUUGUCUCUUGUUUUCCAGGCGAGAAGUUAGACUACAAGGCUUGUGAGGCCCUGGAAGAGAUUUUUAAGCGCCUCCAGUUCAAAAUAGUGGAUUUGGAGCAAACGAACCUAGAUGAAGAUGUAGGUUUGCAUGUAACAAAUAAAGAACUGCCUUUCUUCUCCUCUGCCUCCCCCCCUUGUGAACAGUCAGCUGAGCUGAAUCCUGCCAUUCUUUAACAUGGAGAAACUUACAGUUCAGGGCUGAGUGUUUAUAAGUAAGGAAUGUGGCCUAGUGUUGUCUGUUCCCAUCACCAACAGCUCUCUGGCAUCUUCGGCAAAGCAUUUUCCCAGGCCUGUGGCUGGAGAUUGAACCCGGGCCCUUGUGCACACAGAGCUUUGCUACCAGAUCACGGGCCCCUCCAAAUGGUGUGGCUGCUCUUCAAAAACUGCAGCAAAUUGCUUCCUGAAAGUGGAUUCCUAACAUUGGCUAGUAUUGGCUCUGUCUAGGCUUUGGGGGCCCUGUUCAUAAGACACUUUAGUGAGGCCCCUUAAUUUGAAAGAGGCAGGGUGUGCAAAUCUAAAAUCCUGUUGAGCUGCUGCUGGUCACGUAGGGGGAGAGUGGUGGCAGGUUGAGGUGGCCUUACAAAGGUUCGUUCUCAUCACUCCCUGGACCCUGUCUAAGGCCUGAUCUGCACAUUAAAUCAUAGACUUGUAGAGUUGGAAGGUGCAAGUGGAGAAUUGGCACAGCUGAGAGAUGGAUGGGGUUAAAAGCUUCCUCCCUCAUGCUUGUUUUCUUCUUGCAUGAGGACUUAAAUGUGACCAUCCACCACAAUUCCACCUUGGGAUUCUGCCAGGUCUUCCCACUUCAUCUGUGGACAAGGUUUAUGGCCCACUUUGUUAAGAUGUACAUCCAGCAUUAAAAUAAAAAUAAAAAUGACCCCUUCAUUUAUUAGGCACUUGAAAGUGAUGGAUGACCAGCUCCAAAUUCUCCCUCUCCCCCCCUGCCCGCUCCCUGCUAAAAAGUAUAAAUCUGGGGCUGUAGUCAGCAAACUUUUACUCAGAGUAGACCCAUUGAAAUGAAUGAACCUAAGCUAGUCAUGGCAGGUAAUUCAGUGGGUCUACUCUGAGUGUCUCAUCUUAAAUUACACAGCCAUCAGCGAUGUGUUGUGGUUCCUCUUCAUGCAAAUUACGGGAGUUGCAUUUGAGUACGUUGUGCCAGUUCAGUCUGCUCAUCUCACAGGCUUGUUGAUAAGCAAGUCCCAACGCGAAAGAACAAAUAGUUUGUGGUUGGAAGCCUAGAGCAAGACAGGUCUUGUGUUGUCUCCUUGACUUAGUUUACUGGUUUUUCAGUGCUAUGACUAGCCAAUUAUUUCCCUGGGGGCAGCCUCCCAGUCUCCUUCCCCCUCCCACUAGCCCUGAGCUCCACAGUGUACAAAUUAGACGAACAAAACUUCUGGGGGUAUUUUGUGUUUAAUACAUUUCAUUGCAGAACUUCAGAACCAGAAAUGGCAUUUGAGAAGUAGCGAUGAACAAAUACAGCAGGUGCAUUCAUGAAUCGAUUAUCAAAUUGGAAGAGUUUUAAAUUUGAUUCUUUGUAGACCUUUACUGCUUGCGGAGUUUCCAUGUUCCUACUGCUCUGAAACUUGUGCAAAAGACCUGCUUGCUGUCUCCAGACAGUCUGGCCCUUCCUUCCUCUCCCAUCAGUAAUAUUCAGUAGCGGUGCCCUGAGGAUCAUCUAGUCCCACCCCUGCAACGCAGGAAUAUUCAGCUGUCCCAUACGGGGAUCGAACCUGCAACCUUGGCAUUAUCAGCACCACACUCUAACCAGCUGAGCGAUGUGCUGUACUGUGUUAGGCUGCAGGAGUGGGUCAGUGAGGCCUUGUCGCAAGGUGUGCUGCUAUUCUGGAAGUCACCUCCAUUUGCACACAGUGAGGCUUUCUUCCAAGUAGGCACAUGCAGAUUUGGGCUGUGAGCAAGCUGAUACUUGGUUUGGAUCUACCGCCUUGAAAAAGCGCACCUCGUUUCAAAACACAAAGAGAACUUGUACAUUGUGUAAUGUCGUCUUAAAAGAUAUCAGUAUUGCUGCAUGAACUUUGCCCAUUUUGCGCCCUCUCUGGGUCGCACCCAGGACAGGCUGCUGCGGCCACACCCUUGCUAACAGUCCUGGUGUUUCUUCUUUUGUUUUUGCCAGGGUGCCUCGGCGCUGUUUGAUAUGAUUGAAUACUAUGAGUCAGCCACACACCUCAACAUCUCAUUUAACAAACACAUCGGCACACGAGGUUGGCAGGCAGCUGCGCACAUGAUGAGGAAGGUUUGUAUUCACGAUUAGAUAGCAUAUCCCCUCUUCUCCCCCCCCAUUGCAUCGCUUGCAGUAGUGUUGCAAAAAGAGGGCAAGUGUUGAGCCCAUGUCCUCAUUCAUGCCCAAGCCCAGUUUCACUGUCAAGCUGCAGCUCCCAUUGCCUGGAAAUGCCGUAAGUUAACAUUUCUGCAGUGGUGUUAUUGUUUUUUUUCUUCCUCCCCACCCCCCAGCCAAGAGAAAAAGACUUUCCCUCCCUAAGAGUGAGCAUUGACAGGUUCUCCACGAUUCCAUGGGCCCAGCUGUAGACUUCCCUGGUGGAAGAAAUUUGUACUCUCUGGUGCCAGUGGCAGACAUAGGGACUCCAGUAGGACAGACUAUAUUAAUGUUCCAGCAAAAUUACAAUUUAAGCAGGCAGCAAAUACUACCGUACAUACGCACCUUGAUCUGAAGAGUAAAAGAUUCCCUAACUAUUUUUAAAAAUCCAUAGAAAUGUGUUGUGACAGUUGUGCCACAGAACUCACACUAAGAGUAAGGCAGAAAUGGAGGGGGAGAUGUACGUGUCCUUAAGGCGAAGUGGGUUUGUGCUGAUUCCUUGGGAGCGCUGGGUAAGCUAUUGGCGCUGCGAGAACUGACUGGGGUUUUUAAAAAUCCUGAUUUCAGCCAAUGCCCUCCAUGGGGAAAGGGAGGAGGGCCUUGAGAUGAACAAUUCCUAUAAUUUCCUAUUUUAUCGUUUCCUGCCUGCUUCCCACUCUGUGUGCUUUGCUUUACAAAAGCUUGAAAGAAUCUGUUCCCAUGUGCAAUUGACUAAACCUUGGUGAUCCUUUCGUCUGCCUCCCACCUUAGCAUUAUCUCACUGUUAUCUUGAUGGCAUCCAUUCAGGUGUUGAAACAGACUUUGCUGGCGAUGUGCUAGCCUUGACCAAGCAUGAGGAGCUCAGGAUGUUUUCCUGAAUGGCUUUCGGAACACAUUGUGAUAAACCAGGGUCAAGCAAGGGUCAUAGUGGGGAAUCUCGUUUCCUGUUAAGUUACGCCAGUCCUUUUACUUGCGCCACGAUCUGCAGUAAUAAACCACAGAAUAAGUUCAGAUUGACACGCAUCCCUAUUCACACCUGCGCUCUGUUAAUUCAGGAACUCAGUGAUAAUCUCCUGCUUUAACAGGCUUACUGAUCUUGCUGUUCCUAGCUGCAAAUAGAAUAGUUUCCCCAGUGUGGAGUGCUAUGCAAAGCCUGCACAGCAGACAGGAAUCUUGGGCAGGGGCUAACGCUUCUCACCCUUACCACAAGCUUCUUUAAAGUUUUUUCUCUUUAAACAGCGGCAGUAGCCUCGGCACCCCUCCACAAGGCACCCCAUCCACAGCUUGUGGAGCAGGGCUGCCUGAUGCCAAGGCUGCCAAGCGCCGAGCCCAAUGGCGGCAUAAGGCAGCCCCAGCACUUCCUCCCGGGAGGAAGAGCUAACCCACCCACCCUGUGCGAGCCGAAGGCGGGGGGCUUGAUCAGCUGAGAAGCCCACCCCUUCGCUCGUGCAGGGGCUGUGAGCUAACUCUUUGUCCGUUCAGGAGCGCGGGUGUGCGGCUGCUAGCUCCUAAACGGAGAAGUCUACCAGAGCCCCCACCCCCGUCUCCACCUUGUGCAAGCAGGCAGCCAUGCGCCCCUCAAUGCAGAAAUAGAAACAAUCCGCCUGCCUGUGUGGGCAGCCGAGGGAGGAACAAGCUACAUUGGUCUGGCCGAUGUAGCUUGUUCUUCCGUCAGCGGUAUGAGGGCCAGUGCCAGAUGGCUGCUUCACCCAGCGCUAUAUCACGAGUGAAACCACAAGCUGCGUCCCUCGCCACGGGCUGCAGCCGGGUGCUGGUGGCAUGAGAACUCGGGAGCAGCAGUGGUUUCACUUGCAAUACAGUGGUACCUCGGGUUACAGACGCUUCAGGUUACAGACUCCGCUAACCCAGAAAUAGUACCUCGGGUUAAGAACUUUUCUUCAGGAUGAGAACAGAAAUCGCACAGCAGCGGCGUGGUGGCAGCGGGAGGCCCCAUUAGCUAAAGUUGUGCUUUAGGUUAAGAACAGUUUCAGGUUAAGAACGGACCUCCAGAACGAAUUAAGUUUGUAACCAGAGGUACCACUGUAUACCAAUUGUUCUCUCCUGCUGCGCAUGUCUGGUCCACUGCAUACUCUUCUGGCUGCUUCCAGCCCUUUGACUUGGUUGCGCGACAACCUGCUUUGAGGUGCUGGCUAAGAGCACCUCUGGCUCACGGGCGUUCUGAGCUGAAACGUUUGUUGAUAUCCAGGGACAGCACCGUUCAUACCUUUCUAUGACCUAACUCUCAACCUUUCCUUCCUUCCGCAGACAAACUGCCUCCAGUACUUGGACGCCCGCAACACACCUCUGCUCGAUCACUCGGCACCGUUUGUGGCGCGCGCCUUGCGCAUCAGCAACAGCCUGGCCGUGCUGCACCUGGAGAACGCCAGCCUGUCGGGGCGACCCCUUAUGUUGCUAGGUGAACAGCUUGAGUUGCCCUCUGUGUACCCAGCCAAACGCCCUUCUCUCUUGCUGACCCUCCGCUUCCAUGGUCACUUUUCCUAAUUCCCCGCUGACAGCUCAGCUUGCUUCUAGCAGGCGCCUUUUCUGCAGGGCUCCUUGCCUGCCAAAGGCAUCCCUCUGCAGCACUGCGAAUGUGCCAGCAUUGGUAGUCAUAAUGAGGGGCAGAGCGGUCCCCACUGAUGCAGGCAGAAGCCCCCUUGUUGCCUUCCCUCAUCCCUGGGCUCUUCAGUCAGCCUAGAUCCUUGAAAGGCGCAGUGUGGAGGCUCGAAGGGCAUCCUUGCCUUGCCAAAGCUCCCAGAUCCGCAUGCAGAGUCCAUGAUGGGGGGCAGGGGAGGUGUCGAAAAAUAUAGGGUAGGGUUGAAUAGGAACCGGAACCACAUGUGCUCUGGGUUUUGUUCAUCCUGACUCUUCCGAGUAUGAAAUCCAGGCUUUACCACUAACACUGGACUCCAGCUCCCAAAGGCGUCAUUUUUUAAGAUUAGCCUAGGUGAGAGAUACCAAGAGAAGCAUAUUAAACUUGGGAGAACGAAACAUCCACACCUGGUUUUUUGCAUCCUGCUGAAGGCAUUAAUAAUGAAUAGGAGCCAGCCUAAAGAAUGCUAGCAAUAAUGGAUGAAGUUUGAAAGAUAGUCUCCUUCAGUUACGGGCCGCCUAGUGACAAAUGCCCGGCUGCGGCUGACCUUGUGCUUUCAGUUCCAGGUGUCUAUAAAUGAAGAGCAGGGAGGGAUUGGUUCUUAAAUUCCAUUCUCUUCCUCCUCUUGGGUAGCCAGUCUUUGCAAGCCAGUUGUGGUCUCUCCGCAGCCCCAGGCAGAAGGCAGGUGGAUUGAAUGAGAACUCACGGCUUUCAGACAGUUCUCUGUAUUGGGCAGGACAGGCAGUUCCCCUCCUGAGAUUUCGUAGGCUUCCAAGACACCGCUGCCAUUUUCUCAUACGUUACCUGCCCUUGAAGCGACCCCAGCUUAUCUCCUCUUUACUCACUUAUUAUGUCUUGAGGUGGAUAAAUUAGCAGGAGAAGGUCUGGUGGAUUGUGCCUCUCCUUGCUCCAUCCGCAUGGGGCAGCCAGUUAGAUUUGUCCACCUCGUCUUGUGGGCAGGAACGGGGAGUUGUCUCACUGAGGAAAACUGGAGAAAGACAGCAGACCUCAUUAUUUAACUUGUUGGUUUCAAACGGUCAGCCAGUUGGCUGGUGGGCUAAUUUAGGCCAAGGUCAGAUCAAGGGGCAAGGCCCAUCUCUCCUCCUUACUUGCUGUUGGCAGACUCAUAACAGGCCGAAGCCAAGGGCUUGUCCUGUGAAGGGAUGCAUCAGUCGCACAGGGGGUCUGUGGCCUGGUCUCACAUCCGCUGCCCAGCUGGGCAGGCAGAAAGCUCGUUGUCACCUGGGAGGCUCAGCAAGGCAGCCGUUGUUGUUUAGUUGUUUAGUUGUGUCCGACUCUUCGUGACCCCCUGGACCAGAGCACGCCAGGCACUCCUGUCUUCCACUGCCUCCCGCAGUUUGGUCAAACUCAUGCUGGCAGCUUCAAGAACACUGUCCAACCAUCUCGUCCUCUGUCGUCCCCUUCUCCUUGUGCCCUCCAUCUUUCCGAACAUCAGGGUCUUUUCCAGGGAGUCUUCUCUUCUCAUGAGGUGGCCAAAGUAUUGGAGCCUCAGCUUCAGGAUCUGUCCUUCCAGUGAGCACUCAGGGCUGAUUUCCUUAGCAAGGCAGCCACUUCUCUUUAAUUUUAUUCUCCCCUUUGUCUGCUUUCUAGCAACCGCUCUUAAAAUGAACAUGAAUUUGCGGGAGCUUUACCUGGCUGACAACAAGCUGAACAGCCUCCAGGACUCGGCUCAGCUGGGCAACCUCUUGAAGUUCAAUUGCUUCAUACAGAUUCUGGACCUGAGGAACAACCACAUCCUGGACUCAGGUGAGGGAUCCCUGCUUCCGUCUCCCCCCAAAUUCUUUGAGAAACCGAGAGGAGGGCUCAGGCUGUGUCUCUGUCUGCAGUGUGCUUAAAAAGAAAGACAAUAGUUGCUGUCUAGGCCAGGGCGGCUCAAAUUCUCUUCCAAGAAAUGGUCGGAUUCUGUUGUUUGAACACAUGUUGUUUGACAUCAUUAGAUGUCAGAGAGAUAAACUGUUAUACAACCUUCCGUAGACACCUGAAGGCAGCCCUGUAUCGGGAAGCUUAUAAUGUCUGGUGUGUUAAUUAAUAUAUUAAUGUAUUUUUAUUUUAGCUGUGCCAAACUACUCACCAGCAAGAAGUUCUUCUAAUUUGGAAGAACAGAGCCGUUGGCUACUUAAAUGAGUUUGGUUGACUCUGAUCAUCUGCCUAUCAACUGGUUAAAUCCUUGAACACAUUUAAUUUGAAAUAAAUCGUGACACAUUUACCAGAACCUCAUGUGGGUGUCUUUUGCACAUAACGGAAGGUGGUGUUGGAUAUUUACAACCAAAUAAAAAGUUGCCGUCUUCAGUUUCCCCCUUCUUAAAAAUCCCCCUCCUAACUAGAACCAAAAGAACCAAUUGAAGCUAACACGGGGAAUUUGCACAGCUGUUGCCGUCAGAGGAUAUAAAUCUGAUGAGCAAACCGAUUUAGCUGUUCCCUAAAUCAGACAUGCAGAGAAAAUGUAAAUGUGUUCUUGUGGUGCUCUCUUCUGUCCUUUUAAACACAAAUCCAACGAGUGCACAAAAUUUUCCCAGCUGCCACCGUGACAGCCGAGUUGGCGGAGCGAGGGGGGAGAGAAAGGGGAGGGGGAUUAGUUGAGACAAGGAAAGUGCCGCCUCCAAAAGCCGAUGGUGCCUGGGUAUUUGUGUCCGACUGAGCUGGUGUCGCCUCUAAUGAGGGCUGCGAAAAGGGACUCCCAUCCUCCCUCCCUCAACUGCUUGUCAUUCGCUUCACAGGCCUGGCGUACAUCUGCGAGGGGCUGAAGGAGCAGCGGAAAGGCCUCGUCACCCUGGUGCUGUGGAACAACCAGCUGACUCACACCGGCAUGGCUUACAUGGGGAUGACGCUGGUGAGUCACAGGCAGCCUUGCUGCCCCGGGGCCUCGUUCUCUGGCUCGGGAGCCAGAGGCCAUUCAGUGCUCCAGCCCGACCCUUUUCUGUGGGAGCUUUGUUGGGCAACAUGUUGGCCCUCUCUGCCCAGCUGAUCUGUUAUCUGGGGUUUGCGCCUUGGGGCCUCCUGAGUGCAACAUGGGAGCUCUGCCACUGAGCUUUAUCCUCCUCCUUCCAUGUUAGGGGUGGGAACAUCUGGCCUGGUGCAGUCCGGGGGGGGGGGGUCACCAAAGCACACUGCGAGCUGGAAAGCCCAGAGGCAGCUGCGCUUGCUGCCCCCCCCCCACCCAUCCAGCCCAACUUGAAAACAGAACCUCCUUUUUCUCCUUCCCGGUAUUGAAAACAACAGACAGCUACCAAAAGCCAUUAUAAAUUUAGGGCUGCUUCUGCCAUCUUUAGAAUACAGGUGGUGACCAUUCUAGGGGCGUCCAAUUGACGUGGGUCCUUUUGCACCCAGAAAAAGGCAGGGUGAGAACGGGACCCCCGUGUCGAAAUGUUCUCUGCCUGUACUGCGUUCAGCUGUCCCGUCGGGAAAAAAAAGGAAAAAAGGGGUAAUGGAACGCAGGACGUUGCCUUAGAAUCAUAGAAUUGUAGCGUUGGAAGGGACCACCAGAGUCAUCUAGUCCAGCCCCCUGCAAUGCUGGAAUCUUUUGCCCAACAUGGUACUCGAACCCACAACCCUGAGGUUUAGAGUCUGAGCUCUGCCGGUGGAGCUAUCCCAAGGAGGCUCUCCCUUAGGUUGAGUCAGACCAUGGGUUCUCCCUGCUGUCGGCGCUGACCAGCUGUGCCUCUCCAGGGUUUCAGGCAGGAAGUCCUUUCCAGGCUUACAUGGAGAUGCCAGGGAUUGAAUUUGGGACUGUCUGCAUGCAAGGCUGGUGCUCUGUCACAGAGCUGCAGCCCUUCCCAGAAUAGGUGCUGAGCAGGACAACUAAAAUGGCUUGGGGGCUCAAGGAUUUUCCUCCAAGGAACGGCUAAUGUUUGCUUUUAGCUGCAAGUGUGUGGAGAGAACGUUUUGUCCCUUUCUCAUCACCUGGUGAAUUGGACUGGCUGUAGUUAAGAGACAGAAAAUAUUUCAUACAACUCUGUUGUAUGUUGGACCUGCUUUGGGUUUCAGUGGGUCUGCCUUCUACCCUCCUCACAGCUGUGGAUUUGGGAGUAGGGAGGAAUGAUGAGGUCCCUGCUGGAUGGAGGUUAAACUUCAGCCAGUUGCCAGUUCUCUUACGAAACACGGGGUUUAUUUCCCACUUGGGUGGCCAGAAUCCUGCACAGAGAGCCUUGCAGAUUCUCGGGCCAUGUGAGCACCAGCAGACCUGAGGACAGAGUGACUCAAAACCCAGAUUGUGGAACGCCCUUCCCGCAGAGGAGCGUUUGGCCCCCAAGCUUGUAUGUGGGUUUUAAAAACUACUUAUUUUGGGCUGUACCUUCUACACAUAAGGCCUUCAUUGUUAGAACAGCCGUUCAUCUUAAAAGAGCUCUGUAUGUAUGCAGGAAUUCUGUAUGGUGGUUCUCAUGUCCAUGCUGCUGCCAUUAUCAAUUUAAAAAUCUGUUGUAUGAAUUGUGUCUUUAGACCAUAGGCCCGGUUCACGGGUGAGGCUAAGUGAAACCAUGAUUUUGUGUGAACAGGUGAGCAUGUGGGUUUCUGGACAGGCAGUUGCAGCCUCUUCGGUUCUCUGUUUGAUUCUGUUGCUGGGAGCUAAGCCGUUGUUUGUCUUAGCGUGUCUUUCAAAGCUCGACUCAUUGUUCGUCUCACUCCAGACAGACCACAAGGUCAUUACCAAGGUGUGUUUCUUGAUUUACAGUUCAUGGUUUGCCUGAAGGAGACAAAGCAUGAGCUCAGGUUCAGACAACAUGCUAAUCCUCAAACUGUGGCAUAGCUCGCAGUAGUAACAGGACCAGAGGAGGGACAAAGCAACUGCAGUCUCCUCUCUGGGAGCUCGCAGACUUACCGGACUGGGCUGAUCCCUGGUUUGGGUCAGUGCUGUGUGCAAAUUGAGCCAUUGUGAGCUGCCUUGAAGUGGACUAAGCCCCCAGAGGCAGUCAGUAAACAAGCAACAAACCAACAUUCCCUGUUUGCAUCUCCAGCCUCACACUCAGAGCCUGGAGACCCUGAAUCUGGGACACAACCCCAUCGGCAAUGAAGGUGUUCGCAACUUGAAGAACGGGCUCAUCAGCAACCGCUCAGUGCUGAGGUUGGGCUUGGCGUCGACCAAGCUGACGUGUGAGGGUAAGCCAGGCCACGCAGCCUCCCCGGGUACUCAGGCGGCUCACUGUCUUUUCCGAGGGCAGAGCAGCCGCCCCAGGCUCGGCCCCUGCGUUCGUGUGGACUCACUGGCUGUGUCUCUUGGUGCCCAGGCGCUGUGGCAGUGGCAGAAUUCAUCGCGGAGAGUCCCCGGCUACUUCGGCUGGACCUUCGGGAGAACGAAAUCAAGACCGGAGGGUUGAUGGCCUUGUCUUUAGCCCUGAAAGUCAAUCACUCGCUGCUCAGGCUGGACCUUGACAGGGAGCCCAAAAAGGAAUCGGUGAGUCUGUGCUGUGCUUCUGUUGCAGACCGAAGGAAGCGGCUGGGAAAGUCAAAACCCUCCUGAGAUGGCCUAGUUUGAUUUUCUGCUCAUAUUAGGCAUACAGGGAGUGCUUGAACCACCCUGGAGCCUUCAAGCCCCACCUAGCCCAUAGAAUUGUAGCGUUGGAAGGGAUCCCAAGGGUCAACCUCUGCUUAAAAACCUCCAAGGAAGGAGAGUCCACAACCUUCCGAGGGAGUCCAUUCCGCUCUCAAACAGCUUUUACUGUCAAAAAGUUUUUUCCGGAUGUUUAGUAGGAAUCUCCUUUCUUUUAACUUUGAAUCCAUUGGUUCAAGUCCUACCCUCUGGAGUGGGAGAAAACAAGCUUGCUCCAUCCUCCAUGAGAUACUCCAUUGAGAUCUUUGAAGAUGGCUUUCAUAUCUCCUCUCAGGCUCCUCUUUCCCAGGCUAAACAUACCCAAUUCCCACAACCGUUCCUCAUAAGGCUUGGUUUCCAGACCCUUGAUCAUCUUGGUUACCCUCCUCUGCACAUGUUCCGCCUUGCCAACAUCCUUCUUAAAUGCCCAGAACUCGCUUUUUAGGCUGUUGUGGGUCAAGGCUCUCAGCCUUGCACGAAAUGGGAUGAUUUUGUGUACAGCACCCUGAGUCCCACUAAGACAGGUUGGGAUAGAAACAUCAAAGCAGAAGCAAAAAGGGUCUUUUGAAAAAGUGGGGGGGGGAGAGUUUGGCUGGGAGCAGGAGAUGGUAUGAAGAUGGAACAGGGUAUUUUAUAAAGGGCGGAAGCCACACACCUUAGCAUUUACUCAGCAGUGCUCUCUGCAUGGAAACAGAAUGGCUUAGCCAUGUGCUUUCCUGGUCCCUCACGACCAAACACAUAAACACUCUUGACGUCUACAGGUGUCUGAAUAGCUGCUUGGGAGCUUGUGGCAAAUGCCUUCGUGUGGGCAGCUGUCUCCUGUUCCCAGCGAUGUAUAUUUCCAGGCCCCAUAAGCAUCCCUCGCCGACAGCACACUGCUGUUGCCACUGAGCUGCCUUCAUUUGAAAUGCCGCGUUGUAAAAGCUUUCUGUGUCGCGAGGCAGUAACAUGAUUCCGCCUGUCAGGGAGCAAAAGCCUUUGUCCGAGCCACUCGAUACCCGCCGUCUCACGUUUCCGUUGCUAUAGGUCGGUUUUGCUGGCGUAGCUUUGGCUCCGCAUGUGGCGCGUGCCAGCGCAGCCAGCCAGGUAACCCUGCUGCCUUGCCGAUAAACCUUCCGCUCCGGAAAAAUAGAGGCCCAGUGCCUGGCACAGACACAGGUGUGCUGUAGGCAGGUAGAAAAACUCCAGUUGUGCCAGGCAUUUGGCUUCUCUUUGUCCCUUCCCACUUGUGGAAGGCCUUCCCCGUGUGGAAGAGCUGUGGCGCAAUGGCAGAGCACACAGAAAAGUCCAGGUUCAGCCUCCAGCCUCUCCCAUGUAGAGAUGGGAGAGACUCCGCCUGGAACCCUGGCAAGAGCUGUUGCCAGUCAGUGCGGGCAAUACUGAUCUAGGUACACCAGUAGCCAGACCAGCUUCCUGUGGCCUGUCAUGGUACUGUCAGGCAAGGGCUAUCUGGAGUAAGUAAUUAACUCUUUAUUGUCAAAAGUACACUUACAAGUUUGGAAAAUGCAGAUCUGUCAGUCCGACGUCUCUCAGCUACUCCCAGGUGUGCACUCAGUGAGGCAGUUGUAGCCACAGAGAGAUGCACCCCCACAUUGAAACUUGCCGCAGGGAGAAAAGGGGUACAUCAGCAAAAUCAGGAAGAACUUUCUGGCAGUAAGCGCUGUCCGACUGUGGAACGGACUCUCCUUCAUUGGGGGUUUUCAUGCAGAGGGUGGGUGGCCAUCUGUUGUGGAUGUUUUAGUUGAGAUUCCUGCAUUGAGGAGCGUUGGACUAGAGGACCUUCAGGAUCCCUUCCAAUUCUACAAUCUGUGAUGUUUGAUGAGCAUUCAAACAUGUGUUUUCUCCUCCCCCUGUAUUGCCAAUGAAGGUCCAUGCUUUGCAAGGCUUCUGCGUGUGUAAUUUGUCUGGGGCCACAGUGGUCUUUUGAUCCCCUCCAGCAUGAUUCCUUCCAAUCCACGCAGCAUCUGAACUCAAGCAGGCAAGGCCAAACUCAUCAAAACGCCCACCUUCAGGCUCUGUGCCAGCUUCCCUUACAAUGGUGGUUGGGACGCUCAGAUUCUUGGGCCCCAAGCCUUUCUGUCGGCCCCAUGCCACUCUCCCUCUACCACACACAACCCUCCCAGCCUAUCCCCUAGUGCCCCCAAUUCCUUUCCUCCUGGAAUGUUUUGCCUAAGCUGGAAAAUGUCCUUGAGCUCUGACAAUACUUGCUUGCAUGGAAGAUGGAGAGGAGAUGCAUGAAUAUGUGGGGAAACUAACCUGGCAUUGAAAGAUAAAAUUUACGUUCCUUGCCUUGCCAACUUUGCCCCCCCCCAAGUUGUCCAGGAGGCUGUGGGCCCCUCAGGCCAGUGGCGUAGCGUGGGGGGUGCAGGGGGGGCCGGCCGCAGCGGGCGCAACAUCUGGGGGUUAGGGUUAGGGGGCGCAAAUCCAAGGGUUAGGGGGCGCAAAUUACUUGCCUUGCCCCGGGUGCUGACAACCCACGCUACGCCACUGCCUCAGGCUGAAAAAUGUUUUGCCUACCCCAGCUUUACAAUAAAUGGCGCCCCCGUGCCUUUCUCCCUUUUGCAGGUGAAGAGCUUUAUCGAGACGCAGAAGGCCCUCUUGACGGAGAUCCAGAACGGCUGCAAGCGCAACUUUGUCCUUGCCAAAGAGAAGGAGGAGAAGGAGCAGCAGCUCCAGCAGUCCGCCUCCAUGCCCGAAAUCACCAUCACGGAGCCCCUCGAGGAGGGGCCGGUGGAGGACGAGGGGCAGAACGGCGACAUGGCGCCCACGCCGGAGGAGGGGGAGGAAAUCAGGGAGGCACCGCCCUCCCAGGAGAAUGGGGCAGCUGACAAGAGAGCUGGUGACGACGACGAGUCCUCAGACUCCGAUUCGGACACAGACGAAGAAGAGGAUGAGAAGCUGGUGAUGAAGGCUCUCCCGCCGUCGCCUCAGAAGCUCAGCAGCCCUGAUCACGCGGGCGACUUGCCCAAGCCACCUUCCCCCCCAAAGACCAGCAGUGUCCUUAGCCCCGAAAGCAGGGCGCUGCCCCCCUUGAACACUACGGAAGAAAUAAAAUGUGAAUCUCGAUUGGGAGUCACCAGUGGGCCUCCAGCCCAGGCCAGCUCUCCUGGGAACGAGAGGAGGAUUGCGGUCUCCAGUCCUGGGCGAGGCCACAAAAUAUUUGUCGUUACGCGGGUGGAGAGCCUGCCGGAGAAGGCAGCGCUGGGGGGCGCCGAUACGCGGCAGGAGGGGAGCCCUCUUCCUCCACAGGCUUCUCCGCCAAAGCCCAGCGACCCUCCAGCCCCGCAGGCUCAGCCAGCAAAGACUGAAUGCUCAGACGGACAAGCGACUGAGGCUGUUCCCAAGAGGGCGGCUGGCUCAGAAACCUCUCCCUCCACACCAAGCCCUGUUUUGGGGGCAGAAAAGAUGAACUCUGGGCCGUGUGAGAGCGCUGUUCACAGCUCUCUGCUGCCCAACGGACUAAGGAUGGAGUUUGUUCAUGCACUACCAGAUGCUCCCUCAGGGCAUGAUGGGAAAAUGGCCAGUUGCUCUGUAGAACAUGGUAAGCACAUAGAGAGAGAGAGCACACACUUUGCAUUCUGGAAGAGGCGUUUAUAUAGGGUAACAAACAGGCUCCACCCUGCUCUUCCUGUGUCAAGGAAUAAAGCCGGGGGGAGGCUGUGUGGGUGGGGUGGGCUCAGCCAUAUGGAGUCUUGCCUCCUAAAAGGCAGGUGACUACGGAUUUCACAGGGAUUUUGAACGCAGAAGCAAAGGCCAGGUUUAGAAUCAUAGAAUCAUAGAGUCAUAGAAUCAUAGAGUUGGAAGAGACCACAAGGGCCAUCGAGUCCAACCCCCUGCCAAGCAGGAAACACCAUCAGAGCACACUCCUUGAGUUUAGACACUCCUUGGGAGCAGGGCAAGGACCUGGCUGACUCUCUGCCUUUCCACUCUGCUUUCCAGAGCUAAACUGUUCCAAGAACGAGAAGGAGCUGGAGGAGUUACUUUUGGAAGCAAGCCUAGAGAUGGGGCAGGAGCCAAUGUGACGUUUUAGGUAAGGGAGUUGCGUAUCAAAAUGGGCAGAGGGAAUAUGCUGUCUGCUAAAAGAGGGGGCUCCAGGAAGGAUAACAUGGGGGCGGGCAGGGCAGGAGCUCUUCCUCCCUGCAUUGCUGCACCAGCAGAACGUCACCUAGAAAGCAUUAAUCCUGAACACGCUUAAGCAGGAAUCAGGUCCCGCUGGGUUCAGUGAGAUUUUCACUUUCUAAGUAAGUAAGCUUUAGCACAGGUUUUCCCAAACUUGCGUUUUUUGGACUACAGCUCCCAUCAUCCCUGGCUGGCAGGACCAAUGGUCAGGGACGAUGGGAAUUGUAGUCCAAAAACAGCAGCAGACCCAAGUUUGGGAAAACACUGCUUUAGCAGAAUCUGGUGACUGACCUGAGCAUUUUGAAAAUUCAAGCUUGGUGUGCCUAUUUAGUCAAGCUUCUCAAUCGCAUGGCGUUAGAAGCAAAUCUGGGUGGUGUUCAGGUAAAUAUAUUUACCUAAAAUGUAUAUAUAUUAUAUAUAUUUACCCUAAACAUAUAUAAUAUAAUAUAUAAUAUGCACAGUAAGAGGAGGAGGGAAGUAUUUGUGAGGGCUGAAAAUGGGGAGGGCAGGAUACUUGAGCUAUUGUUAGAGUAGUGGUAUUUCUAGAUGGGGAUAACCCGAAAUACGUACUUAUUAUUCAAUAUAUUGCUGGAUGGGGAAGCAGAAGCAGUCAGCGUGGUCCUAACAUCCCGGGACAGGGAGAAAGUUAAGAAUGGAAGGGGGCUGAAGAGAAUUGUAAUGAAAUUUUAUUUAAGGCUUUCAAACACCACCACCCCUUUUCAAGGCAGGUACAUUGAAAAUUUAGCACUGUGCCAUUUUCAUGAGUUGGUAAGAAGCCGGUGAUUUUAUAAUUAGAUAUGGGUCUAUAUGUGCUUGCGUUGCCCUCCCACUCUGGUCUCCCGGACAUCUUUCUUGCUUCCCUCCCCACCUUCUCCUUUUCUCUCUCUUUCAGUUCUGGGCCAUUCCGCAUCCAAUGGGGUCUCUUUGGGGAAGCGCCUGCCUAGCUUUACCUCCUCCCUUCACCAUGUGAUUCCGAAAACAACAACUCCACCGCCCCCCUGACUGCCACACAGAGGCAACGUGACAAGCGCCGCCCAUCCCGUUCCCCCGAACGGCAUCCAUUUCCAACUGUGACCAUUUCCCCCGCCGCCACCCCCCCUUUUUCUCAUUCUCGAAGUCUUCCCUCUGAUAAAAGAUGUUCUGUUUGGAGGGGGGGGGGUCGGGAUUCAGGAAACAGAAGAGCCGAGGAGACCUUGACCCAGGAGAAGAGCUUCCUUCAGGGCGAACUCUUGACAUUUUUUGCUGCUUUGGUGUGUCUCCCUGGAACUCUUGCCAGGGGGGAGAACUCAACAAUGUUUUUGUUUCUUUUUUCCUUUUGCAAGGGGAUGCCCCUUGCAAGUGAUUUCACAAGGCAGAGAGGCUGUUUUGCGGACUCGGAUCGUUGGCACCGCCUCUCUCCAGUCUAACUGGGAAACUUUAAAAGGAAAAGGGCGAACACUACAGAUGAACAGGGCCCUGUGUGUUUGCUUUGUGUGUGUCGCGAGCGCCGCAGGUCCCAGUAGGUCCAGUUUUCCACGAAUGCUUGGGGAGGAGCAGGCCUCUCCUGGGUCCCGCUGGCUGAGAGCGCCGUAAUGCUGUAGCUCCCUUGCCAAGCAAGACUAUUGAGGCUGUUUAAUCCGCAGCACAGACUACUAUUUAUUUUUAUUUUCCAGUUUCUCUUUCCCCACCCACCGCCCUCCCUUACUUGCGUCUCCUUGUUUGUUUGUCUUUUCUCCGGUGUCUGUUGAACAGAAUGGGAACAGUUUUUCCUCCCGCCUUUUAACCUCCAACCACCUUAAAAAAAGGAAAAGGAUCUCUGCUUCCUCCCAAUUUGCAGAGUGCACCAAAUCGGGAAUCCACCAAGAAGCUGCUUUUCCCUGGUGAAGUUGUUUGAAGUAAGCUGAGAGAGAGAGAGAGAGAGUGCCCCGGUGUGUGUGUGUGUGUGUGUGUGUGAUUCCUUUUUGUGCAUUGAUGGGCAACCUUUGCCCAUUGCCCACCAAUAAGAGGACUGCCGUGGCUUCGACUGAUCCGGCUUCUCCUGUCCUUCAGCAGAGAGAACGAGGCAAACUCCUUGCAUCUCUCCUAUCAAGAUUUGUUCUUCAAGCCAUACCGUGCCGAACUUUUGGACGAUGGGGGUGAUACUGUGUAUGGCUUGACUGUUGAAGUAGCGAAUAUUUUAACUGACCGUAAAACUACAUAAAUGGCACGUUUAUGAAGAGGGCAGGGUGGUUCUCUUCUCCCCCCCCCCCGUUUUGUUCACCCCAUGCGAUAAAACUGACGUGAGAAACUUCUUAGGAUGCUGCUGAUUUGGGGGGCAGUUUUCAUCUUUUAUUGUUACUUUGUUCUUCAAAAAGUUGUAGGCUUUCCCACAGUUCCUGUGCGUACAUCAGCUGUGGACAAGGACCCAGCUGCAGUGAUAAGAGUGUUAUCUUGCUAUCACCAGGGCCUUUCAGGGUCCAAAAUCACUACUUUUGCAGAAGGAGGUCGAAUCCCUCACAACAGCACCCCUAUCCCACUCCCUGGAACUUCGAUUUCCUUGAGAAAGGGGGGCAAACGCACCACCAGUUGAAACGCGAACUGCUCUCCCAAGUUUUGCUCCACAGAGGAAAUGCUCCAGGCUUUGUGGGUCUCCUGGCCGGCCGUUCGGUGCCGAAAGUGGGGAGGAGGUGGGUUGCUGCAGAAAGCGUAUUGCUAGAGGGUGGGUGGGGGUUGAUUAUUUUAUUUCUCAGGGAAGGACUUUUUUGCAGCCAAAAAAAUACCUGGGAUUGCGGGGGAAGCCGGUGGAGCCAACAGUGCAGUCCCUCCCCCUGCCCCCCUCCUCCGGUGGUGCGUUGAGACCCAGCGGAAGAGAUCCCAAAGGCUAUUACGAGAAGCUCCGCAAAGACCAGGUUCAAAUGGCCUCAGAGAUUAGCUCCGAUAGGCAAGGUUUCUUCCAAAAGAGAAGAAGCUUGCCUGCCAAGAUGGGAAACCAGGACUGAUGCUUUCGUAUGUCGCCAGUAGGACGAGAGGCGGGGCAACCAGCCCCCUUGCAUGGGGAAGUCCGUGUUGUAGGACGACAGGUGUAAAAACAAGCGGCCCUCUUAUUUUGUUUCGAGCCAAGGUGCGGCGGGAAGAAUAGGCCCUCUCUUUGGGUCCUUGAAUUCUUUUCUCACGAAAUCCCGCUGGGAUCACUCGACUCUAACCCCGGUUUCUAGCAGGAAAGGAAGAAAAAGAAACACGCCUCAUUCUCCCUACACGAUGGACUACUUUCCUCCUGUUGACACAAAACGAAAUCUCCACAGGAGAUUUGCGGUACUAACCCUGAAACUGAAGCGAAAACGAAAAGGAAUCUCUUUUUUGUAUAGACUUAGCAGAGGAACCGUUUUCUCCGCCGCAACACCCUCUAAAAAUGUGGGGUGGGGGGAGGGUGGCAGCUGUUGGGUAGACAUAGAACUUUAUGCUUUUUACUUUAUUAUUAUUUUUCUUAAGUGCAAUAAAAAUCUUAUCAGGGAGCUUGAGAGGGCACUUUUGCUGCAUGGAAAUUCAGGCUGGAGAGGCAGGAGGGAGAAAAACAAAAACUUUGUGUGCCCACCAUCUGCUUGACCAUGAUUCCUUUUCUCUCUCUCUCUCUCUCUCUCACACACACACACACACCCCGACACACAGACACACAUGGAGUUUUUGCUGCGUUAACACUACAUUUACAGAAAAGAAGAUGGCGCCAGUUUGAUUUUGUGUUCCUUUUCCUCCCUCCCCCAUUUUUUUUUAAUUUUUUUUUGGCUAAAGUUUGUCAUUUCUGUUUCGUGUGUGUGUGGAGUUUUAUUUUUGUUGAAACUGUCUUCUAUUAAAUGAAAAGCUGCAUUCAUCACGUGGCUUCUCUCAGUCUCUUGGGGGAAGGGGGUCCAAAGCACAACCGGCGUUCUCGCCCCAUGUCGCAGUCACAUUUUGCCAGCAAAACGGACGCCAAAUGAGCGGCGUUGUGAAUUGAAAAGUGUGCCGAGGCUGGCUUGGGUCUCUGCACAACAUCCUUCUUAUUUAUGUAUUGCCGUUGGGUGACAAUGUGCUUUUACAGAGUGAC
Messenger RNA from Podarcis lilfordi (Lilford's wall lizard), 50346 nucleotides. The record is from the annotation of a GenBank genome assembly. Lineage: Eukaryota; Metazoa; Chordata; Lepidosauria; Squamata; Lacertidae.